This is a messenger RNA of Pelobates cultripes (western spadefoot toad), 67365 nucleotides long. NCBI's taxonomy places the organism in Eukaryota, Metazoa, Chordata, Amphibia, Anura, Pelobatidae. The record is from the annotation of a GenBank genome assembly.
GAGAGAUAGAGGGCUGCUGGGUGCUUUUCUCUCUCUUUCUUUUUCCCCCUCUCUCUCUCUGUCUCUCUCUCUUUCACAGACACACAGAGCAGGGUUAGGAGGAGCUGUUUUGCAUCCAUUCACGUCAGCCCUGCCUCAUUCCCUUCUUCCUUCCUGCUAGAGAAAGACAGAAAGAGCUGAGAGGCUGAGAGAGAGGGAGAGAGAAAGAGAGAUAAGGCAUCCAGGCAGCACCUCUCCCUGUGUUUGUCUACACUCCCCCUGGGAAUACAGCUCAGCUCCCUAACCCAGAAGCCUUGCACCCACAGAAAAAGAGGUAAGUCUCACACUUUUCUCUCUUUUUCUAUGUCCCUUGACAUCUCACACUACUUUAGUAAAUAUAAAUAUUAACAGCCCUCACAACAACUCACCCCCUUCUCCUAACUCCCUCCCCCACCUUUAACUGAUGGUACGCUCCACACUGGGAAGGGUGGGCAGUAGGACCAGGUCUUUGCGUGACAAGAGGGGGGUAAUUAUCAGAAGCUAAUAUUGUCUGUUUUUUUGUUUUUGUUUUCUUCCUCUCUCUCUCUUUCACUUCUCCGUUCACUUGUGUCAGUGAGAUAGGAGGAAGAGAGAUAGAGAGAGGGAGAUGGCGUCUCAAGGGGGUAGGGAGAGGAGUAAAGAGAAAAGGGAGGGAGAGGUAGGGGAAGAGAGAGAAGAUAAUGCAAGGAGUGUGAGAAGAGGCAGUCAGUCCUGCUGCUAUGCCCAUCCAUAUAUAUACAAUGCACGUGUGGCACACAGUUCAGUUGUUGAGUUUAGAUUUAAGUUUGUGUAGUGGUUUUUUUUUUUUUUUUUGCUUUCUGAAUCCAAAUGGGUCAGUGAUGGCUAACACUUGGAGUUCAAGAUAGGUUGGGUUUUGUGGACUUUUCUUGUGAUCAGCUGGCUGAGCAUGAUGAGAACAAUAAUAGAAUACAAAGGCUGGAGUUCCAAAUGUGUUCCAUGAUUCUAUAUUCUGAGAAAGUUUAGCAUGCUUGGGCUGCUGGAGUAUUUGUAGCGCAUUAUGCGCAUAAAUACUGAGGGAGAUGGUGCUGCAAUGAGGGUUUGUGAUGUUCAUCAAUUUCAUUGGGAGGAAGUUCCCUCCAUCUAGUUAUCUAGAAGACCAUAUAAAAAGUGAGGUAUUGUGGGUCCCUAGGGUUGGGCAGUGCAUAUUAGCCAGCCUCACAGGCUUUUCACAGCUUACAGAGAUGCCUGUUUUACAGCUUCAGUUCAGCAAUUAAAGCUUGCAAAGUGAGAUCCAGACCCCCACGCCCCUCCCAAUGCUAGCAUAAUGGUGUCAAAAAAUAAAAUAAAUAAAUUACAAAACAUUUUAUUGUUUUUUUUUUUUUACUGGUGCUGCUUGCUCUGCAGGUCAUGUUAUGAAUGUUUUAAAAUAAAAUAAAUCAUAAGCAUUUCCCUAAAAUGGGGAAAAAAAUACCAAUUCAAUCAUUUUGCUGCUCAGAGAUAGAAAACUGUUGACAGUCCUGGUUUGGAGUUUAGAGUAUCUCUCAAUAUCCUCAGACAACAGCAUGAUAGGGUUUAUAACACACAGCAACUGUCAUUCCAGAGGUUUCCUUUUUUCUGGGUAUGUUCCGUUGCAUAUCUUUUAUUUAUCUCCUCAUUGUAGUUGUAGCCAUCAUAUUGCGUACAAAGUUAAUUUUUUUGAAAUUUUUAGUGCAUUUAGUUUUUAGUGGUCCAGUGCCUAACCCAUCGGAGAAACUGCCCUAUGUUGGAAACCAGACAUAGACUGUGUGACACUGUGUUUUAACUGACUAUAUCUGUGCUCUCGUUGUACCAGGCAGGUACAGCAAUGAAACAAAACCCUUCAUAUAAUUAAAAACCUUAACUAUUGAAAGGCAUAUCAUUGUCACAGACUUGAGGGGCCUGAGGCAUAAGUGAAAGCUUUGCAACUCUUGUUCCUACUCUAUAGUAAACGUAAGAGUUAAUGUGAUUGGAUCCAUGUUAAGUGGUUUAUUAUUCUACUUGCAUUAUAAACCCAAUAGUGUCAUAGACCAAAAAUAUAAGUGUCACUUGGUAAACAGGGUUUUAAUAUAGCAAGAUUUUCUAGGUGUAAAGCAAACUGUUGCACAGGAAACUUUCAUUGAUGUGCUUUCAUUUUUAGCAAAAUGUCAUGUUUCAGUAUAAUCCUCUUUAACGCCAAUCAUUUGGAAACAGCUAGUUGUCUCAGCAUGGGUUAUGUUUGAGUGAGUGCAACAGUUUAGGCAAAAUGAGGCAGGCAAUUUUUAUAUCUUAAAAAAACAGAACAGAUAAAGGGGCUGUAAGGAUUUUAGCUAAGCGAUAACAUCUGUCUCAAUGCCAAAGCACAAAUAGUUUUUCUAUGGUUUCUAUCUGUGGUGAUAGAUCAUUUAAUCUUAUUUCUGUACAAAGAUGUAAACUGUAAAUUUAUGAUUUUUAAAAAUAAAACAUAAAAUAUUGGAAUUGUUCCUUAUGAAAGGUGAUAUCAGUAUACACAUACUUUAAAUGUUCCAUAUGAGUGUUUUCUUAUACAGAUAUAAAGAUUCUAGAAUUCUAGUAUUCCUUUUAAUAAGGGUGGGAAUAUGCUAGUAGUGUUCUAAGCAGUUUAUUGGCUUUGUUGUGUUUGUACGGAAAAAAAAAAAUCUAGUUCCAGAGUGUGGGCUGAAUAUCUUUCCUGAAAUAGCACAGGUCAUUGGUUUUUGUAUAAUGAACAAGUUUCAGUACCUCCCAGACUCAUGUUUAAAUGUGUAGUACUAGACUCAAAACAGGUAUAUCAGGUUUUGAAAGUUGUUGAAGUUUUUAUUAGUUCAUUCAUACUGAAUGUUCAUAGCUGUGUAGUAAUAUGUUGUAAGAUGCACCUUACACAAAGGGUUUAAAGAUGUAUUCUUCUUAAUUAUAAGCUUUUUUUUCUUUCUGCUCCCUUUUGAUUGUUUUUUUUUUUUCUUGUUUAAGCCAAGCAUCCUUUAAUUUAGACACUUCCUAUAAAUCGCAAUAUGAUAUAAAUGUCAUUAUAACUCAAGGAGACAUUGGUGCUUUUGUUACUUAGGACUGCAGUUGUUUUACAUCGUAUUAAAAAUGUAAAACUCAGUACUAUUCUCUAAAGUGAAAAUUGCAAGGAAUUCAGAGUAAAUUUCUAAAUUUUCAUCAAAUUUUCAGAUUGACUAUUUUGGCCUCAAAUUUAAAAAUCACUUUGGAUUCCCAGCAAUUGUCUCUUUAGUAAAUAAGCCUGAAAAAAAAGUUUUUCUUUAUACAAUAGUAAUAUUUCUAUGACUAUCUCUCUGGAUUUAGAAAUACGCCUGUAGUAUGAAACUUGUUAGUCAAUGUUGUGAUUACACUGCCUCUACUGGAUUGUUAUGCGACUGCCCCUGUGCUUAAGCAGAGUUUUGCUAAAUAGCCACAGAAUGCAUCCUUAUAUUAUUUAUCUAUGUCAUGCAGAGUUUUUUGACGGGCAACUUGUUAGUUGUUGUGGAAGUUCAACCUGUGCUUCUGAGUCGUCUCUCUCCUUUGCUAGGUUUGGUGAAGAUUGAUGGGAGUGGUAAUUAAACAAUAGUUAGAGAGCUUCCUGUUCAUGCUGUCUGCUUCAAUGUAUAUUUACUAAGCUCAAAAAUGCUAAGCUACAGUGUUGUUCAAGACUAAUGACUAUCAUUCUAUAGGCUUAUUUCUGCAGAUAUUUGUACUAUUCUUGUGUAACCAAAAAUCGUAACUGCCAUAUUAAUUUUCAGCUACCCAACAACUUGUUGGCCAUGUUGAAUUCUAUAGGAAUGAGUAGAUCUUGGCACGUACCAAUAACUAUUUUAAUGAUUUGGGAAAUUCCAGUGAACCUGGGUGCAGUCAACUACAUUAUAGUUUUGCGCACAUGCGCGGUUCGUUCACAAUUGUUGCUUUAUUGCUUUAAAAAAAAUAAAAAGUAAUUGGAAGAGUCACUUUAAAUUAAUACCUCUGGUAGUCUUCAUAACUUGCAUUAUCACAGAUUUAUACUGGAAAUUAGUGAACAAGGGUUCAGCUGUUCUGAUAAAACUUAAUUUGGGACCUUUCUAGAUGAGAUGACCUUGAGUUGUUUUAAGAUAUUCAUUAAGUGCAUUCCUUUAGUGUCUUGCCACAAAGAUUCCAAGGAACAACUUGCCAGUUGUACUAGCCAAAAGUCCAUGAUGUCAGUCCUCAUGGUGUAUUCCCCAAACUGGAAAUUACGUAGAAUUGACAAUGGACUUGCAUGGUUAAUGCCAGACAAUCUGAAAAAUACAGCAUGAUAAUUUUUACACUUUGGUUAUUUAGGCCCAUGAUGUACUAUUGACCGUUGAAUUCUGGUGGCUAUAAAUAAGAAAGUGUGUUGUUCCAAAAGCUGGUCUGGAAGACCUCAUGGAAUUGUGGAAAAGUGGUGGUGACUGCAUGUGAGCAAGGUGGUGGCCACAUGCAACCACUAUGGCUGCACACGAGAACCUCUGGUGUAAAAUAUGUGGGUCUGCUGAAGACUUUUAUCUUAAGACUGCCUUUAUACACUCAAUGUACUAAAUCCCAUAGAAGUUUUUUAGGAAUUACCAUAACUGGCAUUUAUUGGACUGUAUACAGAUAGAAUAGGGGACAAUCUGCUAAAUACAAAUAAAAUAAAAAACAUAGCGUACUACUGUGUGGGGACUGGUACUGGCGUGCAAUCACAAUUGGUCACUCACAAUUUUAAGGAGUUAAAACAGCCUUGAAUGGUAUCUUUAUGGAGUUAAAACAGCCUUGAAUGGUAUCUUUCAGUAUCCAGUAUGUUGUCCCUCCUCACAUAUUCAUCAGCGAAUGGGUGUAUAUGUCUCAUAAGAGAAAAAUAUGUACAAAAAUGUAGUGCACUUCCAGAAUAUAAUAAAAAGUAUUUUAAUGACUUACAUUUAAGUAUAAAACAAACAGCAUGUCACCAUAAACGUCUUACGCGUUUCGUCCUAGGGUUGGACUUCCUCAGGGACUUGGUGUGAUAAGGUGCAAUAAAAAAUAGUUGCUGCUAUUUUUUGUGAACACAACCCCAGUGAAAAAAUAUAUAUAUAAUAUAGAAGCAAACCAGGACUUCCCUUAUCUUAAGACAUAUACACCCAUUCGCUGAUGAAUAUGUGAGGAGGGACAACAUACUGGAUACUGAAAGAUCCCAUUCAAGGCUGUUUUAACUCCUUAAAAUUUUGAGUGACCAAUUGUGAUUGCACACCAGUACCAGUCCCCACACAGUUGUACGCUAUGUUUUUUUAUUUUAUUUGUAUUUAGCAGAUUGUCCCCUAUUCUAUCUGUAUAUAUCUAUUGAAGACAAGAGGAAGUCUUCGGGGAUUCAUCUGGAUACUUCACCUUAAGAUAAGGGAAGUCCUGGUUUGCUUCUAUAUUAUAUAUAUAUUUUUUCACUGGGGUUGUGUUCACAAAAAAUAGCAGCAACAAUUUUUUAUUGCACCUUAUCACACCAAGUCCCUGAGGAAGUCCAACCCUAGGACGAAACGCGUAGGACGUUUAUGGUGACAUUCUGUUUGUUUUAUACUUAAAUGUAAGUCAUUAAAAUACUUUUUAUUAUAUUCUGGAAGUGCACUACAUUUUUGUACAUAUUUUUCUCUUAUGAGACAUAUACACCCAUUCGCUGAUGAAUAUGUGAGGAGGGACAACAUACUGGAUACUGAAAGAUACCAUUCAAGGCUGUUUUAACUCCAUAAAGAUACCAUUCAAGGCUGUUUUAACUCCCUAAAAUUGUGAGUGACCAAUUGUGAUUGCACACCAGUACCAGUCCCCACACAGUUGUACGCUAUGUUUUUUAAUUUUAUUUGUAUUUAGCAGAUUGUCCCGUAAUUCUAACUGUAUAUAUCUAUUGAAGACAAGAGGAAGUCUUCGGGGAUUCAUCUGGAUACUUCACCUUAAGAUAAGGGAAGUCCUGGUUUGCUUCUAUAUUAUAUAUAUAUUUUUUCACUGGGGUUGUGUUCACAAAAAAUAGCAGCAACAAUUUUUUAUUGCACCUUAUCACACCAAGUCCCUGAGGAAGUCCAACCCUAGGACGAAACGCGUAGGACGUUUAUGGUGACAUUCUGUUUGUUUUAUACUUAAAUGUAAGUCAUUAAAAUACUUUUUAUUAUAUUCUGGAAGUGCACUACAUUUUUGUACAUAUUUUUCUCUUAUGAGACAUAUACACCCAUUCGCUGAUGAAUAUGUGAGGAGGGACAACAUACUGGAUACUGAAAGAUACCAUUCAAGGCUGUUUUAACUCCAUAAAGAUACCAUUCAAGGCUGUUUUAACUCCCUAAAAUUGUGAGUGACCAAUUGUGAUUGCACACCAGUACCAGUCCCCACACAGUUGUACGCUAUGUUUUUUUAUUUUAUUUGUAUUUAGCAGAUUGUCCCGUAAUUCUAACUGUAUAUAUCUAUUGAAGACAAGAGGAAGUCUUCGGGGAUUCAUCUGGAUACUUCACCUUAAGAUAAGGGAAGUCCUGGUUUGCUUCUAUAUUAUAUAUAUAUUUUUUCACUGGGGUUGUGUUCACAUACAUUUUUUAUUUAUUGGACUGUUAUGGUUCUUGUUCUACCUACCAAGCUUUCUGUUGUCUCUUCUCAAUUAAGGCACCUGCCAAAUGUAUGGUGAUGCUGUAAUUAAACAACUCCAAAGGGCCGGUAAUUAGUGAUGUACAGGAAUACACGGUUGUGCAAGAUGUAUGAAGCAACAAGUGUACCUUAUAAAUAUAAUGAGGUAGACCCAUGUUUAAAAAAUGCACAUAUCUAAGGAUAAUACAAAUAACAAAAGGGAUGAAAGCAUCCUGAGAUACAUCUCGUCAUGUUUCAAAUCAUCUAUAUAUUGUAUUAUUAAAAAUAUGAUAAAUCCAACCAAAAGUGUUGUAUAUUUCUUCAUGUAAAUAACACUCUAAUAAUGUGUGCUUGUUCAGUAAUUCCCUUUUUCAAAUGUUUUGUCCUAUGCAUUUAUAUAUAUUUUCCGUUGUUAUUUUCUUCCCUGUGUUUUUAUGCAGCUUUGAAAUAUUAAUAAUUUUAUUUUCAAAUGGAUUGUGCAGAUACCCUUACAUUGUGUUUAUUUGAAGACAACAAAUCAAAAUAAACCUUAACACUCUGCAUAACUAAGGGCUAGUUUAAAAAGUUGGCAACCACAAAGGAGCCACUUCCUUUUGUACAGACAUGUAUGCUAGCCUCUACGCCGAGCUAAGCAUGAUGGGAAGUUUAUCCAUGACCACAUAAAGCUUUCAUUUCAGCGAGUUAAACCUUUUCAUCUCUGCAGUUCUAAAGAUGGCGUUCUCUAAGAGAUUUUUACAUUUUAACUCAUAGGGUCCAUAGAGGUAGCUGAAACCUGAGGGAUUUCUCUUACCAGAGUGGAAGCUUUAAAUCUAAAAACAUCACUUAGGAGUGUACUGGCAAGUAAUUACCAAAUUGUGAUGUAGAGAGAGCAGACUAUACUUAAUAUCAACUUUAUUCAUAUUAAAAUAUAAUAACUUAAUAUGUAAUGUAAGGUUAAUAUAAAGAACGUCAUUAAAAUGAUAAAGUGCACCCUUCAUCAUAAUAGAUCAGAAUAGCAAUAUAAGUUUCUACUUGUAAAUUCUGUCUACAAUUCCAUACAAUUAGACAAACUCUGUUUCUUUUGACCAUUGUGUUAGCAAGCGGAAUGUAUGAUAUUUAAAUUCUAACUAAUACUGAUCCACAGAGAGAAUAAAAGUGUAUUUCCUGACAGUGAGGUUAUAAACUUUGAGUUCCAGUUAUAAAGAUUUGCCUUCUCGAUAUUUCCAGUAAACACAGUUAGGCUCUCUUAAACUGGGCUCCAAUGCAUGAAAAGCAAACUGAGCAGAGAGUCGGAAUGCCUGCAACUUCUGUUUUGGCCAACUCAUUGAUUGAAGUAUUUCCCAUUUUGUCUUAAUAAAAAAAAGGUGUGAUGUACACAUGCUGUACAGAUAGAUAUUUAUUUCAUUUUACAUUUAGUCAUGCAUCCUUUGUAGAAACAUUGAAAAACAAGUCCAUCAAAAUGUAAUAACAUUUCUGAAUAUUGAUGUUAUGACACAUACACUAAAGAUUGUUCUAUUUCUAAAGGCAUUGCAAGCUACUGUUCAAUCUUACCAUUGUUCCAAGCCCUCUCUUUGUACCCCCUUUCACUACCCAAAGUGUAAAACCUAGAGAUUUUUAUUAAGUUUGGCAUUGCCAAAUCAACAUAAAGCAAAAUCAACCCAUGUGUGCAAUUGGAAGGAAAUUAAUUCAUAUAAGAAUAAUAUCAAAAAUGAGUUUUUAAUAUGGCAUUCUAUGAGAUAUUUAUUGUAUAGUAUUCUCAGAAACAUAUUUUAACCUUCAUAGCUGCAUAGUUGAGAGCAAUGCAAUUAAAAUAGUACAUUACAAACUCCUCUGGUGCUGGUUUUGAUCAUAUAAUUUGUUUGUAAUAAGUGACUAGAAUGCCAUGAGCUGAAAUCAAAUGACAUUUAUAUUACACCUAAUGUGAGAUCCGUAGCCAAUCCUAUCAUGGUGGCUAUAUAUCAGGAGAAACACAAAUGUACAGUAAAAAUACAUUCAUACUGCUCCAAUGUACAAAAUGGCGAUGCUGCCUUUAGUGCAAAACUGAUAUUAUUGUUUCCUCUACUCUCAAAUAACCAGCCCCUGUCAGUAGUAGGAAGCUAUGAGAACAUAUAGAUAAUCUGAUAGAAAGAUCUUGGUUGUUUUGUGAUCAUUUCCUUGAAGAAGGAAAUCACAGUACAGAAUGAUGGAUGGGUAUUCUGUGUUCUAAAUUUAUCUUUCCUGUUCUCUCAUCCUCUCUCUUACAUGCACAUUUUAAGAAGCAGCCCCUGUGUAAUCUCUAGACGCUGUAGAUAAAACUAUAUUUCUUUAUUAUGAUUUUAUGUUUCAUAUAUGCAGCUUUGUGGUCUGAGAUGCAGUCUCCUGCCUCCUAACUGGGUUUAAUCUGUGACUGAAAUAAACCUCGAGUUUUAGACUAGAGAUUUGAUAACUGUAAAAUAUAAAUGCAGGUAGUCACUAAACCAUUUUUAAGCCUAGCUUGGGCUUAUUAUUUAGAUUCGCUUUAAUGAAAGCCAGUUUAAGUGAUUAUGGUACUAGGAGUGCCCUGUUGUCGUCCCACUGUAAGAUGUCAAGCCAUUUUAAUAUGAUUUGACAAGCUACUUGGCUCCCCUAGGGAGCACACACUGCAUCUCUCCGCUAAGGUUUGACAAUUUACCUAGGUUUCGUCAAGCGCUCAGUUGCUCUCCUCUAGCAGGAGACCUUUGAAUAACAGGGCUGAAUUAAUUUGCAGAGAGUGUGAGCUGACAUUCUCGGACAAUAAAUGUUCUUAAGUGACUUCCUCCAUCUCUUCUAGAAAAAAAAAAAAACAGGUGGAGCAUGGGUUCUUGGCAAACCCAGGUUAGCUGUCAAACCUUACUAAAACAGUUUGAUAUCAUAUGUGAGACAAUGCCAGGGAACUCCUGACACCAAAACCACUACAGAAGGAUGCAGUGAUUAUGGUGCUUGCAGUGUCCCUUUAAGCUUCUCUAUAUCAGAGACCCACCUAAAUCAAAAGUAAAUAACAUUGGCAACUAUUUCAAGUUGUACAACUGAUGGCAGACUGCCCACUGAUUCAGGUACAACAAUUCUCUACUGUGUUAAGCUUCUGGAAGUCAUUGAGGACCAGAAAGCUGCUCAUCACAAAGUGAAAUCACUGAGUAUUUUAUGCUCAAGUAGAACCAAGAGGACUCCCAAGUUACACGAGUUGCCGUUGAUUAUACCUGAAUCUUAAGACUACAUAGAAUCUGAAACAUAAAGGUUAAUUUUCACUUUUCAAUAUUCUAUUUUAAAGAAAAAAAACAAGUAUGUUUUAUUUUUUAUUUUUGUGGGGCCUGAAAAAUACAGAAAUCAACACAUCUAUCCUGGAUGUAGAUGCCUCCAUCUUGGCUAUCUGUCAGUAAUCGGUAUAAAUAUUGUCCUUUCAUGACAUUGAACAUACUUAGCUGAAGAAGAGAAACUGAAACAAAGUUUCUGUUCUACUCAUAUGCAUUGUGUGUUUUCUGGUUGUACUUGGGCUAAACGGGAUUCUGAUGUCACUUGCUAAAUCUUUUACAUACAUUUAGAGAGAUACACAAAAACAUGUUAACACAAUUUAUAGGAGAUUUUUCUAUGUUUUUUUUUUUUAACUUGGGUAAUUUCCAAAGAAGUGACAGUUCCUCUUAAAGGAAUCAAUUCAAAAAUAUGUAACUUAUGCAAAAUAAACCGAUUCAUGCAAAAACACACCAGAUAUAUGUAGGGUAACACAGAGAUAUCAACUGCUGAUCUUAUUUUAUUAAGCCCUUGUUGAAUUAUUAGCAACCAUUCAUCCCAAAUUCGUAAAGGAACACCCUGGGCACCAUAAGAACUUUAAUAUGCUUCUGGUGCGUCUAUACCUUUAGAGGUUAAAUCGUUCAGGAACUCAAGAUUUGACUCCCCAGAGCGUUCCUCGCUGUAUCUGUCCACAUUCGCUUUCAGAAAAUCAGCUAGAGGAAUCACAGACUGCCACCAAUCAGGGGUGCUGCUGAUUGACUUACAGCGGUCAGGGAGCCUCUUCAUUUUGAUGAAGUUGUUAUGCUGCCCUGACUUAAACCUUUAGUCAGGGCACCAUAACAAUUUUAUCAAAAUGAACCCAUCUUGGAACAGCCAGGCUCGUGUUCAAAAGUCGAAGUAUUGUUGUUUAGGUCUCAGCUUAGAUAGCCACCUUGUUGCUAGGGAGGUAUUUGUGGACCGGGAUAGCCUCCACCUGUCUGGGGUGAAGGAGAUGGGGCUAUGUAUGACAGGAAUGGCCAUCCAGUAACAGGGAAUUGGCCACCUUUCCCACCUAGGUCUAGUACAGAGACUGCAGUCCCAGGAGUGUAGAGAAAUUACCGAUAACUGAUAAAAUCGUAUUUACACCAAGGUCGGAUUGCUCUCUGGCAGAUAGUGGUAGGUUCGGCAACGAAAGGUCACGGAAAAUAAGAAAUUCUGUGCUCAGUUUGAUAUAUUACCAGAGGAGCUUCAACAUGCAUUCUGCUCAGUCAGCGGUCAGGUAGCUAUGCACUGCACGUUUGUCUAUUUUGUUCUAAAUGUAUAGUUUAUUAAAAAUCUGAACUGUUGUAUCAGCCCCCAGUAUAACUUUUUUGUGCUACCUUUUCCAAACUGCUUGUUAGGUUUGAGAAAUGUGCAGAAUUCAAGGGUUUUUUUUUGGGGGGGGGGGGGUUUCUUACAAAAUUGGAUUUGAAAAAGGUACGUGGAGACAGCCCUCUAAAGAUACGCACUUGCAUUUGUUAUUUAAAGAUUAUUUAGACUGUUCUUCCAAAAUUUCAGUUAAUCGCUUUUAAAUAUAUAAUUGAAAUGCUUGUGUUUACGUGUCUCUUUAAAAAAAAAAAAUAUGUAGGUUAAGCAAAGAUUCUGCCUAUCAAUCGGCAUGAUAUUCCUAUGUUAGUAUGAAAAAAAUCCUAGAAAUUAGGAGCCAUUAAUAAAAGUUAGGAGCCACGCAAAAUUUGGAAUAGCCACACAAAUAUACUAUUCCCUGUAGUCACACAUUUAUCUACUUAGUCUACCUUGUAUCCCAUCACUCAUUCUCACACAUGUCAAACAGCUACAUCAACCCCACCUCCCCCACCCGACUUGCUAAUGCACCCAAUACUAGCCACACAUUCCUACACAUCUAGACAUCACUCACACAGUCAUUCACACAUACUUUGCCAGUUACUAUCCUGUGCACACAUUUAUAUAUUUACAAUAAUAGUAUUCACUAAAGUGGGAACUCUUAAAGGUCAAAAUAGCAGAACCGUAAAAAUCCUCUAAGUCAGCUAUGCUUCCAGCUCAGCUACUCUAGCCUUAAAUUUGAAAUUCAAUUUGAAUUCUCACUUAAGUAGUUAACGCCCACUCCCACACAAGCAUAGAAUAAUUGCACCAGCAAGUGUACGCAAGAUGGACAGGUUUGGGACUCCGUGAGUUCCCUUAUAGAGAUCAGUUGCCAUAGCUCAUGAACUUGUUUGCACAGCGACUAUAGGUAAAUAAAGCUAGGGUUGCACUGACCGCUCAGAUAGGGGAUAACUGGAUGUUGAGUGUUCUAAGUUUAAUGUUAGGGUUACAAUCGGUGCAAGGUUUAGAUAGUUAUGUAACACUGUAUGAUUCAUGACAGUUUGAUGUAGAGUACAGUUAGAUUUAUGUUGUUUGCCAUGGUUAUGGGUUAGUAUCACUUUUAAAGUUAGUGUUGUAGUCAGAUUUAUGGUGAAGCUUUUUUCACUCAGUAACCCUAAUUGUAAAUCUAACCUUAUUCGUAAACAUCCAAAUUCCUGGUGCUGUAACAUACUACCUAACUCUAAAUAUCAGUGUCACCCUAAAUUUACUUAUCUUGUAGAACUUCCCUGAAAAGUCCUCUUCAGCCACUGUUCAUGUGUGUUCCUGAGAUAUUCUAAAUCUAAAUUAAAUUUUUGUGGUGCCUUGUGGUGCCUUAUGGUGCCAGAAGGCCCCCAGGCAUACUCUUACCUCAAGGUUUUACCCCAAGGUUGCCUCCAGUGCGAUUUCAACUACCCCCAGGCGGCAUCGGGCUUCUGAAAUUUCAAUGUCAGGAAGAACAGAUUGCUGCCAAGCAAGGGACUACACUCUCAGCCAAUCAAUGACGUACCUCGUCCAAGCCAGUUUUAUGAAUGGGGUGCCACUGACUGACAGAGACUUUCAGAGAACUGCUCUCAGCCAACCAGCUGUACUCCACGCCUCCUGAAAGUAAAAUUUCUGAAUCCAGAUGCUGCCUGGGAGGAGUUGAGAUCGGCGCUAGAGGCAUCUUUGGGGUUAAACUGUUCGAGAACGAUUUAACCUUGAGGUAAGAGUUCGCCAGGGGGCCAUCUGGUACCAUUCCAACUUCAUUUGGAUGAAGUUGUUACAGUGCUUGGAGUGUUCCUUUAACUAUGGCAGCAGUCAGCAUAUUUUGAUGUCUUCUGGCUGACAGCUAUAUAAAUGUUGGAUGCCAGGUAGCUGUUUUUUUUUUCUUUUGACUUGGUGCCGUGGAUUUAUUGAGCCUCAGCAUAGACAAUAUCCCAAAAUCUACAUUGUAGUCGUAAACAAUAUUUGAUUUUCUUAUUGUUUCAAUGGGUAUAAAUCUUGAAGGCCAAAACAGGGUUUGCCUUGUAAUUCAAAUGACAUUGUGCAUGUUCCAAAGUUCUGCUCCUGAGAGUCAGCUUUCAUUACUGAUGUUUGUACUAAGAAGAUGCCACAGUAAAUACAUUCCAUUGUGCAUUUUAAAUGUACACAAUCUUCCCAUGAGUCCACUUUACUGGCUGAUCUAAUAACACAUUGAUUUGAACCUACUGUCUUACUUCACAUCUAACUUUGCAACCAAAUCUCGUGGAAGUAAAUAGAAAAUUAACCACUAGGAUUAGUAGUUUUUAUUAUGACAAUUUUGUAAAAAGAUCAGUGGUAAACUUGUUGUUUUAGCCACCAAUGGACUGUUUUGUCAAUUGCGUAAUACCAUAUGCUUGAUAGCUAAUCUGUCUUGCACUAGCAUUGCAUAGAGAAGGCAAAUGUGUGAAUUACAAACAUUUUAUGCAAUAUGUCAUUUCUUCCCCAGACAAAUCAAUCUGAAGACACUACAACAGUUGGUGCUUAAAGUCAACAUUUCAUGUUAAUCAGUAAGUAUUCUUUUAUUAUGUCUCUACUAGAGUUCAGUAGAAUGCACGUGAUAUCUGAUAAGCUACUUGAAGCCACACGAAAUGCUAAAUAAUGUUUGAUUAUUGUUUUUGGUCUGUUCACCAAAUUUGCUGUCAAUUCCCUCUGAAUGUAAAUGUCCUUAGGCCUUGGGGCUUGAAUUGAAGUUAAAUUACCUGUAUUCAAAAUUAUCCAGUUAAAGAAAUUAUCCAGCUGAUCUCUUUUUGUCCUUAAUUUUGCAAGUUGAUUUUCAAUAAAGCACAAUGCACUGUUUAGUGAUUAAACCCUUUGUUAUCUUGGCUGCGUUUUACUUACUGCAAAUGAACUCCACACACUGUUACUUGGCAAAAUUAAUCAAUCAUGAUGGGGAUCUCUUAGGAACUCGUGCAAUUGAUUCCAGUUAUCCCUGGUGGAUGUAAAUGAUACAUAAUGAACCCAGGGCUACCUUGGGAGUUGUUUUACUUGCCACUGAUGAACUCAACUGGAUGGUGGCUAUUUUAUUAUUAUUAUUGCCAUUUAUAUAGUGUCAACAGAUGCCAUUCAUUCAGAAACUAAAUGAAUCGAUGAUGACUGGGGUUUUGUUACAACUACUAGUAUUCCAAACAUUUGUGUAUCCUAUCAAUGUUGCAUAUUGCUGAGUGCAACUGUAAUAGCCCUGGUGGCAUUUCUAACUGUUGCUGGUAGUCAGAUGUCACAGAGCCCAUGAGUUUCAGCUUAAGAUUUCCAGAUCUCUUACUGAAUACAGCAGAAAUUUUGACUUUGCAAAACUGUCACAUUUUGUGCCUUUUUGUUAAGCUUUCUGUGAUAACAGGCGAUCAACAUAAGAGAUAGAGAGUUACAGUACACAGCAUUGACAGCUAGGAUGAUUGAAAGCAUUUAACUCUUAGAUUUCCAGAUAGGUGAGCUGCCUCCUCAGCUCUCUAAUGGUUAAGAUUCCUUUUUAGAUUCUUGACAUGCGAUCUGUUUGUUUUUGCAUUGACUUUUUUUUUUUUUUUUUAAGCACUUUGUAUGUCUACUACCCAGACCCCUUUUCACCAGUCCCUCUUCAGCCUGUUUUGGAAAACCAGAAAGUUAAAAAGAAAGGGAGAGAAAGGAAUUAUUUGCAUUGUAGCUUUGAUUGGCACUGCCUCUGAAGAGAGGUUAUUUCAUGUGGCUGUUUCCUUUCAGGCAAUCAUUCUUUUAUGCUCACACAAUUCAUCUGGGUACAGUUUUCUAUUCACAAUCCUUUCUUUCCCAUUCCUUUCUUUCUGUCUUUUCUUUCUCCCUCUCUCUCUCGCUGCCUCUUUCCUUUUCAUUACGUUCCCUUUGUAUUUUUGGUUCACCAACCCCCUCUGCAUUUUAUUUUCUCCUUUUUAUUUUCUUCCUCCAUUCACUUCCUUUUCAAUUUCACAUAUGAGUGUGUGUGUGUUCCGUGUCUUUUCCUUUUGCAUUGAGUAUCUCUUCUCUGUUUCUUGGGGGAGGGGAAGAAAAUCAACAAACAGGCGAAUUCAAAUACAGUUCUACUAUUUCCAUUGGCUUUGUGCACCUCUGAGCAAAACCAUUGCUUUAAAAUAAGAAAAUGAUUCCACAUGAAACAUGAUCUCUUGUUUAGAGAUGUUGAUGACUUCUAGUUGCGGUGUGUGUGUGUGUGUGUGUGUGUGUGUAAGGCUGGCUUUCAAGUCAUCCUGGGACAUUGUAAGUGUAUUUAUCCUGAGAUCCUCCAAAAUGUUAAAGGAAUACUAUAGUGCUGAAGUGGCAGUUUAGCAGACCGGCUCACUCUUUGUGGAGAUUAAAAGAGAUUUUGCUCACAUUAUCUCUUACGCCGUGCCGGUCUUGCUGCGGCUGGCUCCGCCAAUCCAUGGCUUUCCCAUAGUAAAGCAUUGGGAGGCUAUUGCGCAUGCAGGGCAAGACGCCUUGCUGCACCAAUUAGUUCUCCUCAUAUAUAUACAUUGAAUCAAUAUAUCUACGUGGGGAACGUUCAACAUCUCCAUCCAGAGCGUGGCAGUGCUGAAUGCCAGUGCAGCACUGGACUAGAAAGUACCUCUAUGGUCUGUCUCAAUGACCGCCACUAGAGGUAUUAUGAGCCAGAAAUGUAAUACACUGCAGGAAUACACCAGAACCAUUACAUUAAGCUGUAAAGGUUCUCGUGACUAUAGUGUCCCUUUAAGCCCUAAAUAGCACAUCAUUAUCUGUGUAGUUACUCAUCAGUUAUGAUCACCAAUUAGUUCCAAUAUUCAUCUGUCUGGAAACUUUUUUGACUCGAAGAUAUCUUUAAUUUUGAAGGGAUCUAAACUGCAACAGAACAUACAUAUUUUGUUGUACAAUCCUGUCAUUGUAGAAUGUAUGGCACUCAAGGCUGCUAGAGCCAAACAGGCUCUGGCCUAUCAGGAGUCCCAGUAAAACUUCAGAUAUCUGCUUAUCCGAAAAGGUGGUGAAGUACAAUCCUCAAUUUAUGCAUUGCAGCACAUAGAGGAACUGAUCUCAGAUCACUUCCUCCCAGCACUUGUGAAUUGGAAUCCACACUGUAGUAGAGCAGUUAGCAGUUGCUGUUGCAGCUCCUGUCCUUGACAUAUACCUGGCCUGCCUGGUCCCCACUGGAACCCACCCACACUGCUAGAUAUACACAGAAAUGCAGAAUAACCCUUCCCUCAUACAAAUAAUACGGACAGCCCACACACAAACAUACACACAAUCCGCACAAAUGAAACACCACUAACAAUCCACAUACAUGCACACAACAUGUACCUGGCCUGCCUGGUCCCCACUAGAACCCACCAACACUGCUAGAUAUACACAGAAAUGUAGAAUAACCCUUCCCUCAUACAAAUAAUACGGACAGCCCACACACAAAUAUGCACACAAUCCGCACAAAUGAAACACCACUAACAAUCCACAUACAUGCACACAACCCCAUAUGCAAUACCCCAAACAGCCCCCACACACUACCAAACACACACUGUGACAUAUCCAUCCACACACACACACACACACAAUUCCACAAGCAGCCCCCUUACACAGCCCACAUUCAUAUGUAUCAUACACAAUACCAUAAACUACUCAUGAACAUAUACAAUAUAAUAGCUCAUAUACGCAGGGCCGUCUUUAACGCAGGGCAAACUGGCCAGCUGCACCGUGAGCCCUGCUGGCCUCAACUAUUUCUAACCCUCUGGCCGGUAAUCCGCAUACUAAGGAGGCCCAGCAGGAGUGGCCCAUGCACAAAGGACCACCCGGUGGGCUUCUGUCAGCAGGGGCCCGGUCGCACGCUGAGGCGCUUUAACAGCGCGAGCGGGCCCCUUGCUUUUCGGCAGCAGGCUGGGAGGAAGUGACGGCCGCGCAUCACUUUCUCCCACAAAGAGAGGAUCGCGCGGGAAAGAAGAGUAGGCAGAUUGGAGGGGGGCUGGCCGAAAGCGCUAGACCCCAACUCCCAACACCUUCAGCCACCAGCAGGAAAGGUAGGAAACUGGAGGGUGGGUUUUAAAGUGUAUGUCUGUGUCAGUAUGUCUGUCAGUGUGUGUGUGUGUGUGUUAGUAUGUCUAUGUGUGUGUGUGUGUGUGUGUGUGUGUCAGUAUGUCUUUGUGUGUCAGUAUAUCUGUGUGUGUGUGUCAGCAUGUCUGUAUGUCAGCAUGUCUGUGUGUGUGUCAGUAUAUCUCUGUGUGUGUGCGCAUUUCAGUGUGUAUAUAUCUGUGUGUGUAUGUAUGUGCAUACAUCUCAGCAUUCACACACUAACACUACACACAAAUACACCCCUGCAUUCAAUUUUCAACACUACAUACAAACACAUGUCUGUGUUACACACCAGAAUUAUAUGUAAACACACCCCUGCAUUCAAAAACCAACACUACACAAAUACAUGCUUGCAAUCACGCCAACACCACAUACAAACAUAUUCCAUACAAAAACCUGUUUACAUUCAAACACACAAAAACUGCUUAGUGCUAAAUACAGACCUGCAAACAUGGGUAAAUGGUAGAGCCCCAGCUGUCAAUGCAUUUCUGGAGUUGCACGACAGAUGGGGAUCUACCUUUUAAUCACCCAUGCAACAGGGAGACCCCCCAAAAUUCUUGCACCUCUCUACUUUAGGUCCGCCACUGCGUUAAGGUGGAGGAUGUGAUUGCAUGCCUGGGGAGGGGGGCAGGGUACAGGGGGCCCCAAGCAAAUGCUUUGCCCAGGGUCCAGUCACUAUUAAAGACGGGCCCUCCAUAUACGCACAAAUACAACGAUACAAAGCAAUUACAGUAAAAAUAACAAGCAGAAUAAGGCAGCAUACACCCCUCGAUUGAAAAUAAAAUAGGACCGGCACGCUACGGGACAUCACAAUCCUAUAUCGGCACAGUGCUGCUAAAAGGUUGCCUACAUUUGCCUUAGGGCAUUUUUCCUCUUUGGAAUAUUGGUUGGUAAAACCUAAAAAAUAGUGGUUGGAAACUUCAACAGGAAUUCACCUCUUAAAGAGAUAAACCUGAUGUCAGCAUUCUUGUAUAUUGUCUUUUGUAUUUGCAAAAGUAAUGAGAGCCUAUAUGUACCCUUACACAAUACAUAUGAGUUGUAUUAAAGCACACACUGCCCAUCCACAAGGCAUUGCAAGGGCACAGGUUUAGUAGCUGUUCCUUUUUAUCAGGAUUAUUUUGCCCAAGAGGAAGUCUUGUCCACAAGAGUGCAAUGCUAGAAUAGAGUUUUUCAAACAGCUAUUUUCUGAUUCCAAUCAUUGGGAACAUUAUUCUUUUCAAAUUAUUUUUAUUUAACAAUGUAAAAAUCUAUUUUAAACAAAAAUAUAACAAAUAAAAUAGAGAGGGGGUUAACAAUUGGAAGGGGAAAGAGGAAUUUAUCCAUAAGUACGCACAUUUAAAUACUACUCCUAGACUUUUUGAGAGGUUCAUACGAACUCUAGACACUGUGUAAAAAACGAAGGGGAGAGUAUAGAACAGGCAUGAUAGGCAACCUUUGGCACUCCAGAUGUUUUGGACUACAUUAUGGGUGUAUCAUUAUAGGGAUGGAGACCACAACGUCUGAAGUGCUAAAGGUUGCCUCCCCGUGGUAUAGAAUAUUUGAUACAUCUCCACAUCUGAGGAAAGGGAUUUAGGGGUAGGUUUUUCAGAUGACAUAAAGGUAGGCAGGCAAUGUAGUAGAGCAGCAGGACAUGCUAACAUAAUGAUUGGUUGUAUAGGGAGAGGUAUUAGCAGUAGAAAGAGGGAAGUGCUCAUGCCAUUGUACAGAACACUGGUGAGACCUCACUUGGAGUAUUGUACACAGUACUGGAGACCGUAUCUUCAGAAGGAUAUUGAUACUUUAGAGAGAGUUUAGAGAAGGGCUACUAAACUGGUUCAUGGAUUGCAGGAUAAAACUUACAAGGAAAGGUUAAAGGAUCUUAACAUGUAUAGCUUGGAGGAAAGACGAGACACGGGGGAUAUGAUAGAAACAUUUAAAUACAUAAAGGGAAUCAACACAAUAAAGGAGGAGACUAUAUUAAAAAGAAUAAAAACUACCACAACAAGAGGACAUAGUCUUAAAUUAGAGGAAGUAUCAGGAAGUAUUACUUUACCGAGAGGGUAGUGAAUGCAUGGAAUAGCCUUCCAGCUGAAGUGGUAGAGGUUAACACAGUAAAGGAGUUUAAGCAUGCGUGGGAUAGGCAUAAGGCUAUCCUAACUAUAAGAUAAGGCCAGGGACUAAUGAAAGUAUUUAGAAAAUUGGUUAGACUAGAUGGGCCGAAUGGUUCUUAUCUGCCGUCACAGUCUAUGUUUCUAUGUAAAGAACAUCAGAGUGAUUUUUACACUAGGCUUUUCAUCUAGGAGGAAGACAAUUAGUUUCUGCAGACCUUCAUAUGUUUUAACAUGUGCUUCUUUAAAUGCAUGUGUUGAGUCUGAAAAUACAGUCCAGGCAUGUAUAGAAAAAUUACUCCUUAGCAAUGUUAUGUGUGUGAAUGAUAUAUAAUCUAGCCUAAUAGGUUGUAAUAAUGGGGAGAAUUAUAAAGCACCUCGCCCUCAAUUUGUGUGUAACCUGUCAAUAGGCCUCUGACCUGAUUUCCUGCUAUAAAGCACAUUAAAAGGAAAGACAGGAUAAACAGGAUUUACACGCUAUACACAUGAACUCCUAUACCUAAAAUAGGAGAACAUAAAUGUAUAUUUUAUUAAUAUUACACCAACUUUAAAGUUGUAGGAAGUGUACAAUAUUCUUUCAACUGGUAAUGCGAACCAAGGCCAGUUAUCUUGGGUUUGGUUCCCAUCUGGCACACAUACAGUGGAUUUGUGAGCUAUACAGACAGUAAUCUAGCAUUACAGUGUGAAAGGUUCAUGUUUAAUUGAAUGAAGAGCUAUGAUUCAUCAUAACAUAAAAUAUGUACUGUACCAUUGUCUGAGAGGUUGAAAAAACAGUCAUCUCCAUUAGUAAGUGGCGCAUAAAAAAAUGCUUUUACCUAAUUUGCCCCCCUCAUCCCUCCCCUGGCAUAUUGAUGGGACAAACAGAGACCUCAGGCAUUAUUUAAUAAUAAUUAAAAUAACUCUCCAAGCACCAUAAUCACUACAGCCAGGCUUACAACCUACUUGGGUCCCACUCAGUGUACACAUCACCUGAUUCCGAUCUUCCUGCUGAAGAAUCCAGCUGUACAGGGUAAAACAAUGCAGGACCACACUGCUUGGCUGAGAGCAUCAGGUGAGUGCUCAAAGCCUUUUGAACACAGUUCUGUAUUGGCCAUGUUUUCCUCUAUGGAAUCAUAUGACAUCUCUGUCAGGAGAAAGGCUAGGUUCCCCGCAGGCAUAUGGGGUCCCAAAUAAGUUGGCAAACCGUACUAAACUGGUUUGACUACUUACUGACUCUUGUGACUCAAUAGCCGCUACAGUGGGCUAUAGUGGUAAUUGGAGUUCUCCUUUAAUCUAUCACCAUCCUGUUCUAACUAAAAUAUGUAAAGGGUCAUUCUAAGCACUAGAACAAACUGUGCUCAAUGCAUGGGUUGUGGUGCAGAAAAUACCUAAUCCCAGUCUCCCUGCACACCUUGGCUAAUAACUACAGUCAUUUUUGAAAAUACCUGUACCUAACAGACUCCCUGCGGUAUCAGUGAUGUCAGAGGAGAAACUUUUCUUGCCUAUGCACAGUGCACAUGCUGGUGGAUGCACUCCAAAAAAAGCUGGGGUUGAACAUAUACAUGGUCUCUAUCCCACAGCACACAGUUCUGAUCAAACAAUUAUUUAUAUAGCAGUGGCAACAUAUUCUGCAGCGCUGUAAAUAGGAAGCAAGACACAUAUCUAAUUCUAACAAAACAUGUAUGACAUUAUAGACUAGAAGGGAAGUGGACCCUUCUCAAACAAGCUUACAAUCUAAAUCUAAAGUUGUGAAUAAACUUUGGUAGGAUUGAGCAAUUCUACUUAUCCUGUGUUAUAAGUGGAACCUCAAGCAGUUGACUGAUUUAAUAAGAAACGUCUCCAAACUACUGCAUCAGAAGCUUUGGAUUGGUGGAAUGUCUUUCUGUCUGGGAGAGGUCUGCAAGCUGCUUCUAUUAGCAGUGUAUUAGCAAAAGCAGCAGGAACUGUCAACUCAAGUGAUGUUAAAAGGACACUAUAUGCAUCAAAACAAUUUAAGCUUAAAGGGCACUACAGUUAGCAAAACACUAAACUGGCUUGGAAAGAGACGUACCUUUCCCAAGCCAGUUUUGUGAACGGGCAGUCACUGAUUUGCUGACCUUUUACAGCCAAUUAGCGGCGCCCCUGCCCGGCGGCACUUUACGCUUCCUGUAACUGAAAAUUCUGAACCCGGACGCCACCGCGGUGAGCUGAGAUUGUUUGAGAGCGGUUUAACACCAUGAGGUAAGAGCGUCUCAGGGGCCUCAUGAUACCAUGACAACUUAAUUUAGAUGAAGCUGUUUUGGUGCAUUGAGUGCCCCUUUAAUGAAGCACUUUUAGUGAAUAGAUCAUGCUCCUGAAGUGUCACUACUCAGUUCUUUGCCUUUUUGGAGUUAAAUUGCUUUAGUUACUGGUUAUGCAGUCUAAACCUCCCAUGGCUGUAAAUGACACAGCCUCCAUGAAAAAAAUGAUUUAAUUUUUCAAUCAGAUGUUAACUUGCUCUAUAGGUUUUUCCCCUGCUCUGUAAAGCUAACUUUAAUCACACACAGGAGGCUCCUGCUCAACAGAGCAGGAGAUACGAAAUUUCAAAAUUAAAUAGAAUGUACAAUAAAGGAAAUUUAAAAAUAAGAUAUCUCUUUUUGGAAGGCUGUGUAAUUCACAUGAGAGGUGUGACUACGACAGCAUAAACAAUGUGAUUGAACUCCUAAAUGGCAGACAAUUGAGCAGUGAGACUGCAGGGGCAUGAUCUAUACAUCAAAACCACUCAAUCUAAAGUUAUUUUGGUCGUUUUACCUGACUUUCCAUUCGGGAAAGCAGAUUUUUACCAGUUUUUACAUGCAUUUCUGACAAAUUAGCAUAUUGCAGAACACUCUUGAGUUGGUUAAUUGGACAGCAAGUACUGAGAGCUGGAUUUCUACUAUUAUCUAGGUAAUCAAGCUAAUCUGUGCAAGGUGUAAACAACACAUUGGGGCGUUCAUUUUGACCAUAAUUGUUUGUAGUGAUCAUAUACAUGCAUUUGUAAUGUAAAAAGUUGUUCUAGAGCUAAGCCAUGUGUGUUUUGUUUCUCUUGUGCCAUACAGAUGUUACUAUCUUUUGAUAUGGGUUAUAGAAAGGUGACCUAUUGUCUAUUCUUCAGUGCCUGGCCCUCACUAGGUGAGAGGCUUUGCUGGUACUGUUCAUAGGUUUUUAUUUAUGUUUUUCUUUAUUCUGUCUAUUGAAGCUCAUAAAAGGAAAAAGAAGUGUGCUGGUAGAAAAUAGAAGCCGAUUUAAGUGAAAGGGUACACAGAUAGAGAGGUUAAACCACAUGCAGGGAUGUGGAGAUAGAUGAAAGGGGAAAGAACAGAAUGAUAAGAGGUAGAAAGAGGCGCAGUGGAUCUACAGAACUGAGGUAGCUGUUGCUAGGGUAACAGAAAGAAUGAAAAAGAAGGUCUAAGGGAGGUAUGGAAUGAAGUGAUGGGAAGAGAAUGCUGGAGGGAGAGGUCAGAAUACAAUGUAUACAGAGUGCAGGUAAGUAAAUUCUGAAUGCUUUAGUAGAAGGAGAAAAAAAGUAAUGUGGAACCAGAGUGGACUUUAUUGUUUAUUUUUAUUUAAUUUUCUAAUAGAAGAAAAAUGAUGUGCCUGUCUUCACAUUUCCUCAUAUCUACAGGUUUAUACAGGACUUUGUAUAAAACAGGCUUAUGCCCAGCACUAACCUGACAUCAAAGGCGCUUCUUUAUUCAGUUCCCACAGAGAACAGAUAACAUUCUAGCCAUAAAAAAACAGGUCUUUAACGAAUCAAGUAUGGUAGAGACCUAUUUUUGUAGCCAAAUGUUAAUCAAUAUUUGUAGGCACCGAAUAAAAGAAGUGUUUGUGUUGGACCAUUAAUUUAUUUCUGUAAUUUAACUGAAUUUUGAACUGAAGUCCAUGUACCAUUUAUUAAGUAAGUGUUCCCCUCUACCUUAUUUUACUGACUAUUCCUACUCCUAAACUUCUGUCUGGGAUCUGCACUUGCUACUAAAAGUGACAAGAAGCAACAUAACCACUAUAGCGGUUGUCUAGUCUCUGGGAGCCAUCCAUCAGUUUAGUUAUGAUAUGACAUAAAUGAGUCUUUUCCUGGCUAAUGGAAACUGUCCCAAGCACCCUUAGCCAAUCAAUGCUGCCUAGCCUGGACUAAAUUGAGUUUGAUGUUAUGGAAUAGUUGAGAGCCCUUGUUUGUCACACCAUUCCUUAACGUUUGACAUUAAACUAAGUCAUGACAUGCUGACCCUGUAGGUAACAGAGAGAACUGCACUGGCUAGAUUGCCUCUUUAAGUAAAAAGAGAGCUUAUUCAAUUUAGUUUCUCCAAUGGGAAAUUAAAGACACUUUUAGACACUACUUUACAAAAGGAAAAUAGUUACGAUCAAAAUCUAACGCCACCCUCUGCAUGCAGACACUGAACUUUCCUCAAAGAGAUUCAUUGAUUCAAUGUAUCUCUAUGAGGAGAUGCUGAUUGGCUUGGCCAGGGCUGUGUUUGACUUGUGCUGGAUCUGCCCCUGAUCUGCCUCCUUGACAAGCUCAGCCAAUCCUAUGGGAAAGCAUUCUAAUUGGCUCAGAUCAUCACUUCUGAUGAUGUCAGCCAAGCAGGCAGAUCAGGGGCAGAGCCAGAAGCAGCAGACUUGACUAAAUUUACAGGGGCAAUGGGGGCCAGGAGGGCAAGAUGGCGAUUUUAACACUGUUUUUGUGUUCCGGACCCUAUAGUGUUCCUUUAAGGUUUACUCCAAACACCAUGAACACAUCAGUGAUUUGAAGUGGAGUCUGUAUUUGUGGAGUUUUGUCCCAAAAUGUGAAAUUCUGGACAGAUUUUAACCCCUCUGCUGAUGGAUAAUAUGCAUGAAUUUGUAACUCCACCUCUGGGAGCGUCACUGAGGCGUCAGUCACCCCAGAACAAGAGUUCCGGGCUGCCUAAUGGAAGUUCUUUGCAAAUUGGACGUCUGUCGACAGCAAGCACAGCAUGCUGGCGACAGGCAUCUAAUGGUGGAAUGGCUCUCCCCUCUGCCGGAUUAAAGGUAAGUCUUUUUAUUUAUUUAUUUACUUGGUGAGGAAGGGUCAUAAUAGUUAGGGGUACCCUAACCAAUAACUGUUUAAUUAAAGCAUUGUUUUUUUGGUUGGAGUAAUCCUUUCACCGCUACAGUAAUAGUUUUAAUUGUGCUUAUAACUAGUCAUGUAGUACUGCAAGUGUUCCCAAUUACAGUAAGGAAGCAGAUUCCAGGGUACACCUACUUUUUUUUACCUUCUCCAAUAUCUGAUUAGUGAUACAUACUAACAGGCAUUUUCUUCAUAGAUUUAAUGAAUUGUUAUAUGCGAAUCCAGACACCUAUUAAAAAUACAUUUUAAGCACUGCAUUCAGGAUAUUACAUCCCUGAAGUUGGUGUAUUUAUGGCUUGAGGGACCCCAGUAUGCUACUGCACACUGUUGAAAGCCAUUGCCUCACUGUAUCCUGGAUUGCCAACAGCUGGCAUUCAUAUUAAAUGCUUAAAAAACAAGGAUAUUUUUUGACAUUGAAAGAUAGUACUUUGGAUAGAAGAGUCUGUUACAAUUAAUAUAAAUUUACAAGAAGGUUAAGAAACUCUGCAUUUAAGAACAUUUUUGUGUGCCUUCCUCAUUUAUAUAUGAGGUAGCUGAUAUCUUCAAAGCGUUGUUGGUUAGGUGCCAAGGAGGUAUGCCAAGGGUAAAACGUAUAUAGACCUACAGUGCAUGUGCUGCCCUUUGUAGGAACUGUCAUUUAUCAUAUGACAGUCUCAUGUGGAAAUGAUGAAAUUGGUUCCAAACUAGAAGACAGAAAGGUCUCUCUUAUAUUGAUGAGUUCUUUAUCCGGAGAAUCACUGUCCUACUUUUGUGCUUGACUCUAGUGCAUUUAUACUGUGCCCUAUUAAGCAUCUAAGUUGUGUAUACCAUGGUCAGUGUUCCCAUGGAAUUUCCAAAAAUCAACACUCCCAGUGAAUUACUGCAUCGGAACAGUCUCCUUGGAUUUUUAUUUUUUUUUCAUUUGUUUAUCUCACUGAAUACGUUUCUCCUACAGUAUGUUCCUAUUUUUGUUUUUCUAUACCAGUAAAAGAACAAAGGCAGUUCAUUUCUGGAACAGGAAAACACUGUUUUCCUUGUCUUCACGGGAAAAAGUACUUCUAUUUCUUUUUUUGUCUUUCUUGGCAUUUUAGCUUAAUCAGAUAAAAGAUGAUAUCACCAACUUUAAAAAAAUAAACUUAAAUAUCCUUUCCUUAAUAUGUAAAAUGAUUAUUUAUUUUUUAAUCUAAUUUUUGCAGGUACUGUGCUAUUAUCCCAUUUCAUCAUUGGCAGAAUAUCGCUGUGCAAUGCCUUCUAAGCCAAAGCCGGUAUAAGAAGCUUGUCCAUUCAACUCUCUAGUACCCUAGGUGUCAGCAGGUAGGUCAGGCGAGGCUUUUCUUAAUCCUGAAAUGUCUGUUUAGGUUUGCAAGCCAUUGCUGUACUCCCUCCCCUUGUUACUUGUGUCCGUUUCAAGCUUAACCCCAAAACCCUCCUUGUAUUAUUUAUUUUAUUUAUUUUGCAGAAUUGAAACUAGCAUGGGGAACUGUAAACUUUCUCUCUGGGGAUAUGCUGGUUCCCAAAAAUAACACAGUAUUUAGGUGCUGGUUUUCUUGCCUGUAAAUGACAGUUUGCAAUAGCAGGGUUAAAUGCAUUUUUAUUCUCAAAUGGUUGCGCUAAAGGUUUGAUAUAUGUAUUUUUAGCACAUCCAUCCCAGCAUUACUUUUCUUGUUUUCCAACACUGCAAAGUCACAAGACACAAAAACAAAAUGCUUUUAGUGUCAGAUGAAAAUAUUUUUAGAAAUGCCCGUUCUGUAUAUAGUGCCUUUACUAUGUAAACCCAUUAUCUAUUGACGUCUGUACACACAGCCCUGAAAUAUAUGUAUUUCUCAUAUGUGCUUUCAACACAUAUGUGUUCAGUCUGCAAGUUUGCGAUUCCUUUUGUGCUUAGCCAAAUGGUAGUUGCAGUCCACAGCAACUAGAUUGCUUGCUUGCAAUAUUCAUUCUUGUACUUUAGACCCAAUGUUCAGAGAGAUGACUACACUGAUAUCUUACGUAUUAUAAGAAGGUUAAUAUUGCCUUCACAGUUGUUACCAGCCCCUCUGGCACAGCACAUAUUAAAUUGUUGGGAGGGAGGUGGGGCGGGAGGCAUUUUUUAUAAAUGAAAGAAUAUGGCCAGGCUUGCAAUCAUUUUCAUAUUCACAGACGAACUCUCACAAUACACGUUACACAAUGGAAAAGAAAAAUGGGAAAUUGGAAAACUGAAAAAGAAGGAAGUUAAACAAUAGCUUAUUUUGUUGGCUUUAUAUCUGGUUAUGUUUAAACACACUCCCUCCCCAUCACCCAACCUUUCAGACAUUUUACAUACAAUUUAAAGGGACACUAUAGUCACCAGAACAACUACAGCUUAAGGACUUAAAAACAGCUUAAUGUAAUUGUUCUGGUGAGUAUAACAGCUCCCUUCAGGCAUUUUCAUGCAAACACUGUCUUCUCAGAGAAAAGGCAGUGUUUACAUUGCCCCUACGAACAUCUCCAAGUUCCUGGCUUAGGGCUGCACAGUAGCCCUGUGGUUCUGAUUGGCCAAAACACCAUUUGGCCCCGCCCCCGUGCCAUUGUUUUUUUCCCUAUGGUAAAGCAUUGGAUUGGCUAAAAAUCGACCAUUUCGAUUAUGUCACAAAGGGGGCAGAGCCAGCCCCAGCCGCACUGGAAAUAAGGUGAGUUUUAAACUUUUAUAGGGAGGAAUGGGGGGUUUAAAUGGUGGGUUUAACACUAUAGGGUCAGGAAUACAUGUUUGUGUUCCUGACCCUAUAGUGCUCCUUUAAGGACUUAAAAACAAGACUACGGAUUUGACCAAAAGGAACAAUGUCAAGAUCUCUAUAGUGACUAGUAAGAAGGUGCAAAGAUCAUGCUUUUAAGACUGGGCCGUAAAACAAUUUGCUAUAUUCCUUUCCUGUUUAUAGUCUAUUGGAUUAAAUACCUUACUAGUUGUAGAUGAAGUGCACCUCGCAGUCAUCUCCAAGAGAGAAAAGUUAAUAAUUCACAAUAAUGGAACAUAUUGAAAGUGACAUUUGUAGAGAUCCGUUAACUAUUAACGGUUAAAAGCACACUUUAUUGUGAUAUUUAUAAAAAACUAGUUUGGGUUAUAUACAAAUGCAGAAAUACCUUUCACCCCUUUCCUGCCUGCUUCAUAACCACUUCUACAUAUAGCACCCACACUCCCUGAGCUCCCCACACCUGCAGUAACCUCUGGACUACCUUCAUAACUGCUUCCUUGCUUACACUUUCCUCUGUAAUAUAACUCGUUUGGAAUUCUCUGCCUUAAGAGGUGGUUUUAUCAGAGUCUAUACAGAUUUUUAAACUGCAAUUGGAUAAAUACUUGCAAAAACAUAACAUACAGGGAUAUAAUUUCUAAUUAGUGGGGUAAUAGCUGCUUGAUCCAAGGAGACAUCUGACUGCUAUUUUGGGGUCAAGAUGAAAUUUCUUUCCUAGUUUGUUGCAAAAUGGAAGCACUUCAGACUAGAUUUUUUGCCUCCUUUUGGAUCAACAGCAAAAACAUAUGUGAGGAAGGCUGAACUUGAUGGACGCAAGUCUCUUUUCAGCUAUGUUACUAUGUAACUCUCAACUCCCUUUCUUCCUGUACGUCCAACUUGUCUUGUUGCAAAUAAUUGUCUGUCUAUCCACCUAUUGUACAGCACUGCAGAAUUUGUUGGCUCUUUAUAAAUAAUAGUAAUAACAGUGAUGGUUAAGCCUUGCCUCUCUAGCUUGUGCAGACAAUAUUUACAAAAAAUUCUGACAUUUAGUAAGCUGGGAAAGCAAUUUAUUAUGAAGAUCAUGUUCCGCAUAAUAAAUUUCACUUGCCCUGUCGUUGUAGCCGUGUGUGUAUUGCUCUUCCUUUUGGUUAAUCGGUGAGUAGUACUUUGUUGGUGGAGCUCCAGCAGAGGGGACACUUCCUCAGUGCAGAGUAAAUCUCAUGUGUUUGGAACACAUAAUUAGCUGUGCAUCCUGGCAGUAAAGGUAGUGCCCAACAGUUGGGGUGCCAGUUGUUAGCAGUCACUGUCGUUAUUUCGCUUCACAUUGCAGAAAGGAACUAGGUAGUUCCAGGUUCUGCUGUGUAAUUACUUUCCUGAAAAACCUAAAGUCUUGCUCCCAGGGAAAAAUUCAAUAAAAUAUGCGCUUCUCUAAAUCUAAAAUCAAUAUUACCUGUAAAUGUUUAUAGUUAUUUUACUGGUUUAUUUGUGAAAAAGUACAUUUAUAUUGUAUUAAAUCAUUUUUAUUUUAAGCACAAAACAAGUCAGGCACAGUUCCACAAUGAUGAGAAGCUUACAGUUGCAUACGCAGAGGCCUAUUAUUACGUGACAGUAUAGCGAAUUAUUGUCAUCAGGCAUUAAAUCUUAUGUAAUUACAUUUAUGACUGUACCAGGCUAAGUCUUAUAGCUCUAUAAAUUCACCAGCAUCAAAAGAAAACUGUAAGUAAUCUGGUGUCGGCUUGUGCCAGCAAGUAACUUUGUAAUAGGUGGGCCUUGCGGCUCGUAGCUGUGUAUGUUAGCGGGGCUUAAUGAUCAUAUGAUUCCAAUUGCCAAUAUAUGCGACCAUGUAAAUGUGUUGCAGGCAUUUAAUUUAAUGCAGCAUAAGAUAUAAUAUAGUUUGCCUCUAAUAGAUUUUAGGGAUGUGCUGUAGGUAAUGGGUAUUAAGGCGUGAUGUUCUGAAGUUAAUGUGCCUGAAGGGUUAACAUUCAAGUAAGCCUGCUGCCUUCACGGUGUAUAGAGGAGCCUUGUUAUUACAACUUUUUUAAAACUCUUGCACGUUGCAACAUCAGGGAACUCAGUUGUGCAGUGAUUUUAAGUUAAUCUGCGGCCAGUGCAUAGGACACUGACAAGUGUGGUAAGAUAUAGCCUGAGUAUGUAGGUUUAAGAUUUACACUGGGGCAUUGAUGUGCGUUACUAUAUGGUUCCAGUCUGCAUAGGGCUAAUGUGUGCGUCAAACUUUAGCAGGCGUAUGCUUAAAUUUUUUUAUUUUUUUUAAAUACUAAGUGCUAUAAUAAUCAGAGCGUCUGAAGCAAUAGCUCUGUAUAUAAGAAAUAAAGUGGAGGUAAUAACAUCCUAUAAUGCGUCAAUCUGAAGUUAACUGUAGCUGAUCAUGCAAUACAUGUAAUGAAGUAUAUAGGCAAACUAAUGCAGUGUUAAAAGAAAUGACCAUCCUAUAAUAAUGGAAAAACCAUUACGCUGAUGUAUACCUUAGCUAUUGAUGCGAUACUGGUAGAGGAAUGCAUAAACAAACAAAUUAUAUUAAGUGUACAUGGGUUCCCAUAUUAUCGAGAAAUAAACUAGGGUGCCUAUAUGUGAGCCUGUUCCUUGAGCGUCUUCUCAGAAUGUCAGAGUUAACGCAAGAUAUAUGUGACUAGAUAUAUGUGUGUUAAGAUAUAAGCAUAGAAAUAUACAUCGUAUAAUACAACAUUCUGGCUAUUCAAGUAGGCAAUAAUGAAUGGCGUCGAGGUUUUGCCCGUGGGGGCACUACAACAUAGCAUAUCCAUUCUGAAGCUGAUAUGUAUAAGUCACCAAAGUAAAUGUCGACGAAGCAGUUACAUAAGAAGCAUAUUCGUGUGUGAACUUGGUUAUAUUCAACACUGAGUGUAGACAUUCGGCGCGGACAGUAACUGAAUGCCCAGUGAGUGAGAGGGAGCAUUUAGAAAAUAAAAAUUAUUCCUGAAUGGCAGUCCGAGGGAGGCCCUGCAUGUCUCCGCUGCAGCACAGUCCCAGGGACGCCGAGCCUCCGUCCGUCACUUCCGCAGUGCCCCCAGUCCAUCCUCCCCAGCACCCCGCUGUUCCCUCUGCAGUGUGUACUCCCAUGUCUCUCCCGGUGCCAGCCUCAUUCUUGGGGCCGGUGCGCGGCCUCCACAGCCACCGGUCCACCGGAAGGUCAGCGCACUCCUUCCCCACAGGGCUCACAGCAGCAGGGACAUGGCUCUCCAGGGACCCCCAUACCUAGAGGCCGGGGUACUCACUACUCCUGUGGGUGCGGGAGCACCACAGAGGCUCCAUCUGGUGCUCCGUCUCGCCCGAGUCCGCACGAGCCGUCCAUGCCAGGCCCCGAUGCUGUAUGCGCUGCUCAGCUUCUUCUUCUGGGCUUCCACAAGCUCGUUUCAAUCUCGCCCUGGGUGCUUCCUCUUGAACUGUGCACCCUCUCCACCGUGUUGGCCUCCACAGUCUCUGUGGUCUGUUAUUCUGGAAGGCCUCUUCCUGACUUCCCUUGCCAGUGUAGGGGACCAGCGUGGUCCUCGUGCGGAGAUGUCCACCUCGGCAUGUGCUGUCCCCAUGAGGCCGGGUUCACCCCCACCGGCUGGGGAGGGGGCGGAGCAGGCCCCAGAGCCGGUGUGGUCCCCCGAGGGGAUAGGUGACUCCAUGAUGCGUUGUUCAUCCGAGCGGAUCACCAGUCUCUAAGUCAGGCUUAUGCUAACAGGUAGGCCGGAUUUAUUUGUGUUAGUGUUCCUGGCGUGCUGUCGGCCCUUUGCAGGUGUCUUUUUAAUGCUGGGGCGCUUCUCUCUUGCAGCAUGUUAGGGUGAGUUAUAUUAGGUUUUAUGGCCUUUGUUUGGUGCUCGGGCUCAGAGCCAUGCUUGUCUGCUUCCAGUUUGCCCGGCGGCCCGGCCCCGCCCCCAUACAUUUAUAUUGUAAAUGCUGAAGACAAAAUAUAUAGAGGCACUUCCCAGUCUAUAUAUGCUCCUACUAAACUAUGCGCUUAUGUGGCACAGUAUAACUUUGUAAACUAUUGUGCCUAUAGAGCGCAAGAGUCCAUUUUAAUUUUGUUUUUAUGUUAUUUGCUCUCUAAAGUGACUUUCUCAUGCAGUCCAGGACAUACAAUGUGAUUUAUUCUUGUAAAACACUACAAAUUAUAUAAAUGAAGUAAGAUCCUCAUUUGGAGAGUAUUUCUAAUGUCACGUAGCCAUUGGGAGUGCAGAGCUGUGCGUUCUUUAUGUUUCUGACACUAAAGGCGAAGCUCAUUAUAUGUCAUUGCAACUAGUAAUGGCUUAUUAUAGGUAAAUGAAACACAGUGAGUGGCACCUUACAUUUUAAUGGCCAGUUUUCUUUAAAAGAGGACAUAAUGGAUAAAAACUGGCUGACCACAUAACCAAUGUUCAGCUGAGUGAUAUAUUAAAACCACAGAAAGUGUUUUAAGGUUUUGUUAAUUUUGCUAAAUAUUCAGUUGUUGACAACAACCUCUUCUCUGCAAGCCAGUUGUGCAGAGCAUUCUGCUGUGUGUGUUUAGAAGAAUGCACUAUAAUGUAUAUAUGAUUUAUUUAGCACGUGAAUGAGCAUGCUAUGCAUCAUGCAGAGCCAGGAGCUGGCUCACACAUGUGUGAUAGCGAACAAGCAGAACAGAGGCUAUUACUGAAGAGGUCACUUUCAACAUCAGUGUCCAUCGCAAUCUUGCAAUGGGUCAAAGUAACAAAGUCCUUACGCAUGACCCCUAAUAAAAAAAAAAAGUGUGCUGUUAACUAAGCAUUCAGCAGUCUAGUGCAGGGUCAGCAUUGUCUAUAAGAUGUUUUUUUUUUCGUUUGUUUGGUUUUUAUCGUAGCAAUAGGAGUGCAUAUAUAACUAUGAGUGCAAAUAUGAAACAGUGGUAGUCAGCCAUCUGCAUGUUGUGGACUACUUGUCCCCUGAUGCUUUGCCAUCAUUAUGGCUGUCAGAUCAUUAUGGGAGGUGUAAUUCACAACAUCUGGAGUGCUGAAGGUUGCUUACCCCUGCUAUGUAAAAUAGUCCUCUCAUCUCCACCAAUGUUCAUCUUAAUGGAUGUAUACAUCUUCAUUUUAUAUGAAUAGUUAUUCAGCUGCAUGAAUUUGGUGGCAUCUAAUGGGAUUUGAUGACUUCAAUAAAAGAAGUGAGAAGGGUAGACGUUGGCUUCAUCAGAAGCAACGGGAAGGAAAAAGGCAGGGUUUUUACGAGAUACAGUAGCCCCGGAGGUACAAGUCUAAUAUCCCAAUAACUAAUGUUCCAUUUGAAGAAAAAAAAAAAAAAAGCUGACAGUAUUCCGAUUGUGAAGUUAACUGGCAUCAUCUUUUAAGUUGAUUUUAUGGUUAUCACAAAAUCCAUUGUAGCUGCUUUCUAUGAUUGUAAAGAUACAUUUUCAAGAGUCUUUAUACUUUUCUAACAAAACAAAAAGUAACCAAUACAGCUUCCCGUGAUAUCAUCCCUCCAGUGCUUCUCAGUUUUAGAAAACAGAAUUGUAAAGCAAACGCAGUGGAUACCAUGUUGAAGAGCUUUGAAGCAGUUCUCCUGUUGGAAAUACCACAUUUCAGUAGCGAGCUUGCUUUAAGGAUGAGAAAAUAGUUAUACGCCACAUUUACAGAUAUUUCAUUCGUCACUCAACACUCUAUAAACAUAAAAUGGAUAGUCUGAGUGGUGUUAUUAUUCUAUCUACAAAAUUGCAGUUUCCUUUGCAAGAAAGAUGCCACAUAGAAAUACAGAUUUUGACAGCUUGUUAGAACUUAGUAUUGCCCCAUCUUACAUGGUAUAAAGGUUUAUAACCUAUGUGGCCUUCAGCAUACACUGCACAUGACCUCUAAAAUGUCUGAGACAUAAUGAAUACUCUAAAUGCAGCAGAUCCUACCUCUAAUGGGAAACAAUUCUAUAAAUCUUUCAACGUUUUGGUAGCUGAACACUUCCUUACAUGUCCGCUUGUGUAGUAUAUUAAAUAAUGUCCUCUGUUAUGGAAUAAUUCUACCAGAAUUGGCUAUCUGAACAAAAACCAUUGUUUUAACCUACAACCUUUUUGGCCAAUCAGUCAUUCAGUCAUUGGUUCGAUUCUUUGAAACAGCUUCUUUAUUUAUUGAAACAAAAUUACUGAGAUAUUACCACAGUGUUAAAACCUUCUAGACAUUUAACAAAGACUCCCCACUUUCACAAACUCUGCUAAACUGCUUUUGCCCUACUUCCUGGCUUCACUCCUGUAUCUUGUACAAACAUUCCUUCAUUUUUCUUGAAAUGUGUAAAGGACUAUUUUGCAUGUCUUGGUGUGAGUUGUGGAUGUAUAUUGUAGUUGUGUUUUUUUUUAUUAGUUUCCUAGUUUUUAUUGGAAGUUCUGGUAGCUCUGUGUUCAAGGAGAGAGGUGUGUUUGUGUGUGUGUGUGUUUUCUCUCUCAGAGAGAGAAGCAUGGAAAGCCAGUAUUAUGUGGGGUUAUUCUCAAACGCUAAGCAUGAUCCUUGUGGUCACAUUACUUUACCAUUUUAAUGACAUGUAUAAAAUGUCUGAAUGGGUUUUAUACUUAAGAAAAAAAAAGUGUCCAAAGAAUUCUGCUCACUUCUCGCCUUCACAACAAACCACUCCCACCUCUAUUUUGCUGGCCAUGUACAGCAACAGACAAGGGAUCGUGUGGAACCUGAUGAAUGAAAACCUCUUUUGAAAAAAACAAAAACUUUACACUCAGGAUAAUAUUUCAGAACACAUCACAUCCUGCAGGGUUUUAAUUUACCCAUUUGUUAUGCCUGCCUGUAACAUAAGGGCCUUUAUAACAUUAUUAUUUAGCAGAAAAAAAUGUGCACAGUUUAGCUCCUGCAAGUGAAGUACCCCUUAAAUAUGUAUAAAGGAAUGCAGAAACCCCAAUAAUAGUAAAGGUGUUCGAACAUGAGGUAAUGUGUGACCAAUUAUACAGGGUGAGUCAAAAGUAAGGAGCCUCUCAAGUAUUGAUAAAUCUUAAAGAGGGACACUCUCAGCAUUAUAACCCUUUCCCUAAACUUCCCUUUAGUUUAAAUUAUUUGUCAAACUGACAAAAUGAGGUGCUGCCUCCUCUGAAGUGGGGGGCAUUGCAGGUUCUACUGUCUUGCAGCAAUUGCAAAGAGUGACAUGUCUCUCUGAUGAGAGACAGUUGUGUGCAAUGCCAAUCAUCACAGGGAUAACACAGGGACAGAGACUUUACUCUGGAACCAAAACCACUUCAAUAAGGUGAAGUGGUUAUGGUACCUAGACUGUCCCUUUAAUCUCUUGUUAACACUAUGUAAUAGACAAAUUAAUUAACCUAUGUUGUGUGUGAGUGUUUCUAACUUCAUUACUGAUAGUGCAAGCAUUUGAUAUUUUCUAAACUUUAAUAUAAAAAUAAACCAGGUCAUUUAACAUGUGGAAAGACCCACUGAAAUCUGAAACAGAAAAUUAAAAACUGAUCUCUUAGCUGUAACUGCAUAUUAUACUCUAUGUGUUGAAUGAACUUUAAACAGUUAACUAUUUACAUAUAGUCAUUACUUGUAUUUGCUUUCACCAUUUACACUAAUCAACCACAACAUUAAAACCAUCUGCCUAAAAUCGUGUAGAUUUCACUUGUGAUGCCAAAACAGCUCUUUGAAUCAAGACAUGGACUCCACAAGAUCUCUGAAUGUGUCAUGUGGUAUCUGGCACAAAGACAUUAGCAGCAGAUAAUUUAAGUCCCGCAAGUUGCGAGGUGGGGCCUCCAUGGAUCGGAUUCGUUGUUCCAGCACAUCCCAUAGAUGCUCAAUAGGAUUGAGAUCUGAGGAACUUGGAGGCUAAGGCAACACCUUGAACACUUUGUCAUGUUCCUCAAACCAUUCCUGAACAAUUCUUGCAAUGUGACAGGGUGCAUUAUCCUGCUGAUAGAGGCCACUGCCAUCAGGGAACACCAUUAUCAUGAAGGGGUGUACGUGGUCUGCAACAAUCACUAGGUAGGUGGCACAUGUUAAAGUAACAUUUACAUGAAUGUCAGGACCCAAGGUUUCCUAGCAGAACAUUGCCCAGAACAUAACACUGCCUCUGCCUGCCACCUUCUUCCCAUAGUACAUCCUGCUGCCAUCUCUUCCCCGGGUAAAAAACACUCAUGCACUUGGCCAUCCACCUGAUCUAAAAAAAAAUGUGAUUCAUCAGACCAGACUACUUUCUUCUAUUGUUUCAUGGUGGAGUUCUGAUGCUCACGUAAUCAUUGAAGGUGCUUUUUGGUGAUGGACAGGGGUCGUCAUGGGAACUCUGAGCUGUCCAUGGCUAUGCAGCCCGAUAAGCAGCAAACUGCAAUUCACCUUUCUAUAAUAGCCAGCAUUACGUUUUCCACCAAAUUUGAGCUACAAUAGCUCUUCUGUGCGAUCAGACCAGAAUACCCUUCACUCCCUACGUGCCCAUGACCCAAACUUCAGUUAAUCAGUUGUCCUUCCUUGCACCACUUUUGGUAGGUACUAAGCACUGUGUACAGUAAAUACCCCACAAGACUUGCCAUUUUGGAGAUGGGCUGACCCAGUCGUCUAGCCAUAACUAUUUGACCCUUUUCUAAGACACUCAGAUCUUUUCGCUUGCCCAUUUUUCUAACACAUGAAAUUCAAGAACUGACUGUUCAGUUGUUGCCUGAUAUAUCCCACCCUUUGACAGGUGCCAUUGUAAUGAUAUUAUCAAUGUUCAUCACGUCCCAUGAUAGUGGUUUUAAUGUUGUGGCUGAUUAGUCUACAAAGCAGGGCUUCUUGUCCCUCUAUAAUGUCCUGUACCACUUGUUGAACUAGAUUCAUACAUACAUAUAUGCACUAGUAGUAGCAGAAUAUAUUUAUAUAGCUGUUGCAUUGGCAUAGUGCUUGCUAUUCCUGGCAUGUUUUGUGUGUUGUCAAUACAUUUCCAGGUGCAUAAAAUAUACUUUCGCAGGCAAUCACGGUAGACUGCAAUCUUGGCUCCCAAUAUACCUCUUCGUAAAAAAUGGACUUAACAUUCUAUUUGUUUAUGAUCAAUGUGGAAUUCAUUUUAGCAUGCAUUAGUUGGAAUUCACAUGCCUUUCGGUGUGUGGUAAAACAUGAGCUAUAUAUAUAAUAUACUUUCUUUCUUUGGUGCUGGGCAGAUGGCACUGAUAAUUUUUUUUCUUUCCUGUUGUCUGACCCCGAUUUGUCUCUUUCCGUAUCAGGGGAUUUGGGGGCUAAUACUUUCAGUAUUGUCAGGGUCCUGCAGCACAUUGCACGUUCCCUCCAGCACGGGAGAGGUCAGAUCACCCUUUCCUAUUUCCAUUAUCAUUUUGUUAUUUUCAGUUUCUCUGCUCUGUACCGCUCUUCUCCCUCCCCGCACACUUCAGCUGUUCUUUAUCAGUCUUUCUCCAGCCUGUCUAUCUCUCCAUUUAACUCUUUAUCACUUUUUUUGUUCUAUUUUCUUAUGCUGCUUCUGUUUCCCUGUCUGCUUUUCUACUUCCCCACUUGCUGCUAUUCUCCUCCCAUCUGAGUUAUCCCCCUCUUCCUCACCGAUCACUCAACACUCACUCUUACCCCUCAUACCUCUCUUGCUCUUGGUUUCAUCCCUCCCUUCCCCCUCUCCUGUCUUCCAUCUGUCUCUCCCCCCUUCAUCUCCUCCUUUUUUCCACCCACCCCUGCUGUUGUUUUCUCUUCACAGUCAAUCCCUCAUAUGUAUAUUUUUUUUCUCUUCCCUAGUUUUAUUUUUCCCCCACUCUUUCCUUCCUUUUUAUCUUGAGGACAUACCACUCCUCCCCCUCCUUUCUGCCUUUUUCCUGUUUAUCGAGAUCAUUCUCUCCUUCCCCCCUUUCUGUCUGCCAUCCUUCUUAUCUUUCUAAAGCACACUUUUUCCUUGUCUCCUCGUUUCUUUCAUAUGUCUCCCCUCCCUCUAUGCCCUGCCUCUCCCAAUGCCUUUCUUUUCAUAUCUGUCUCUCCCAACGUGUCUGCAGUUACCCCUGUGCUCCUUUCCUCCUUGCAAGACCUAUAUAAUAUAUAUAUAUUUUUCUGUGCCUGCCUGGUGUUCUGUAUCAGCUAACCCGCCCCUCCCUCUUCUCCUCUCUGUCUGAUGUCCAUCUCUUUCUACAUGUCUUUCUCUCAAUUGACAUCACUCUGCUUUUUCAUUUUCAUUUUCCAUAUCCAGCUCUAGCUUGUCCUUUAACACAGCCGGUACUCUUCUAUUCUUUUUUUUUUUUAUUUUAUUUUUUUCGCAUCAGUCUCUUCUGUAAUUUCUAUCUUCGUGUCCAUCAUCUGUCAUCCCUCCCCUGUCACCUUCUGCCCAUCUCCCUCCUUAUUUUCCCAGUGUCUCUCGAUCUCACACUCACUCCCCCACCUUGUUCUACUUCUAUAUAUUCCUGCCCUCCCUCUUUUCUCCUUCGCAUCCCCUAAUUUGUUUUACAAUGUACUUUUUCUAUCCCUGCGUUCAGUUAAAUCUCCUUUUUUUACUGACCACCCCCGAGCCUCUCCUAAUACUUUAGUCAACAAUCUACCUCAUCUUUCAUUUCACUCGCUUCUCUUGUUUAGUUUUUAGUUUUUUUUCAUUCUUCUUCCUUCGCUCCACAUGCCCUUUCCCCUUGUCAAGCUCCCUCGCUUGUCCAUCCUCUUGCUAUCCAUUUUUUUUCAUCUUUAAGCCUUGCUUUUUCUUUCUUUUGCGUCUCAGCACACUUAUCAUCUCUCACUCCACACCUCCUCCUUAUACUUCUCUCACCUCAACCCCCCCUUCACAGUAUCUUUUCUCUCUUCUGUUUCCCUCCUCCCAUUCCCUUUUUUUUUUACCUCUCCUGUCUAACUCUCAGUACAUCUCUGCCUUGUCCCUCCACUGCUUCACUCUCCCUUCCUCCCAUGCCUCUCCUUUUAUCUGCCUCAUCUGUCUUCUUCUUUCUUUUGCAGUGCCUCACUCCCACCCUCCCUCCCUGUUUCUCUCUUUCUCCUUCUCUCUCUUUCUCUCUCACACAUUCUCUGUAUCUUUCUUUCCUCUAUUCCCACUUGUUUUAAUAUCUAUCUUUUUAUUUCUUUACUCUGAUACAAAAGAGAGUUUUACACGUAUUUUUGACAUGACUAAAAUGAACGCAACGUUUCUCUCAUCCCUCCUGUGUGUUAGAAACUUGAGUUGUUUUUUUGUAUUUUUAUUCCACCCUCAAAUACAUCUCAUGCUUUGUAUUGUUCCUGAAACCUUUCUUAGAGAUUUUCCAAGGUAACUCUUUCCUGCUCUGCUGUCUGCCUCAGUGGAAUUCUAAAGCCCUGAUGCAGUCAGAUGAAAUAGAGCACAGUUCUAAACCAUAGAGAAUGGAUAGGCCUUUAAAAAAUAAAAUAUAUAUGUGUGUGUGUAUGUAUAUAUAUAUAUAUAUAUAUAUAUAACUAUUUCACACUCAGAAGGUAGAUACAAAAAAAAAUAAUUAUGUGAUAAAAUGAAAUAAUUGCUGUGUCACCUUGUAUGUUGUUGAUAUCAGUUUAUUGUGGAGUGAGGCUCGCUCAGUAUUUACACUGUAUAUUUAGUGGUGACAUUCUGCCAUAUAUACUUUUGACUGUGCUACUAUUGUCUUACGUUACUGUUUGUCAGUUAUUCGUGCAUAUCCAACGAAGGCUGUACCGCUGUGUAAAAUGUCAAUUGUGGAAUUUUUAUAUUGUUUACAUCGUGUACAGUAACUAAGACUCCACUGUAACUUGUACGGGUACACUAAACAGAUCAAAACAUGAAUAGCACAUUUGUAACACAUGUUUUUGUGUUAGGCCUUUAUUCAGCUGAUACUUAGCUUGCACAUUUUAAAGAAAAACACCAAGCUGCCUUGUAUUAAAAAAAUAUGCACUCACAUAUGAAGUUCCUGGAUUUGCAGCCAAUCCCCAUUACGGUGGAGCUUCUUCAGAAACCUUUCACCAUUUUAGGAAGUGAAUUUUCUCACUUAAACAUCCUCUGUAGGCAUCAUAACCACUACAGCCCACUUUAGUGGUUAUAGUACCUGAAGUCUUUUGGCACUGUCCCACUGUAAGUAAUAUCAGAAAUGGAAGCUGGAAUGGAGGCACCCAGGGGUCAAGGUAAGUGUCAGAUUGUUGUAAAAUGGUUUGACUGUUUACUGUGGGACUGCACCAAGGGACUAUUGGCACUUUAAUCACUACAGCAAAGUGCAGUAUUUAUCAUGCCUAGAAUGCCUUUUUAACUUUCUAAUAGCAUUUAUGAGCUUUUCCCAUAAGUAGCGCUUUAUGAGUAAAGUAAGGGUUUCUGUGAGUUGCAUAAAAUACAAAGCCAAAUUCCGUACCGCUACCCCAGGGAUAAAAAGUAAAACAGCUUACUCCAUAGUUUAGCUGCUCCAAUAGGUGCCAGUUGUGCUGGUUUCUCUGUUCCAAAAUAAAAAAAAAUAAAAUAGAGAAAUAGUUUGGACCACACUCCUAUAGCAUCAGACCAGAUAUCACCUGGAGUAUUCUAUGAAAAGUGAUGUUUAUUGAUCAAUGCAGUCAUACAUUGCAGUAAAUCAGACAGAUAUUGUCAAAAAAUAAAUACCACAGCCCUAAAUACAGGAAAAAAACGACAAUAUUAAAGGAUAGCUGAAUGCAUUGCGUGUCUACUACAAUCGCUUUCUCAGCAGCAGCUUUUUCAAGUGUGUGGACAUAUUUUUGCUGUGUUUUUUUUCAUAUUUGUUUGUACCGGAAUAAUCUGAUUUACUGUCAUAUAUAACUAUUUUGGUCAUCACUUUUCAUGGAAAACUUCAGGUGAUGUCUGGUCUGAUGCUAUCCAAAGCAGUCCAAAGCUUUAUUUCUGCAAGUUGUAUUUCAAAUGUCCGUUUUCUAAUAUAGAGUCUUACUGUGGUCAUUACAUCACAAUAUUUUUGUAGCAAAAUUUGAAAUACUGUAGUCUGGGGAGGGCAGGACUGAAAUGGUGAGCUUAUAGGGUAUACCUGACUAUUUAAAAGAAAGAAUGUCCAGCUUAGCCUAAAGGGACACUAUAGUCACCAUACAACUUAUGCUUAAUGAAGUAGUUUCAUGUAUAGAUAAUGCCCCAUGCACUGCUCAAUUCUCUGUCAUUUAAAAAUUAAAUCACUUUUUUUUGGAGUCCUAGUCACACUUACACAGCCUUCCUAAGCAUAUCCUGUAAAGAGUCCUCUAAUGUUUAAACUUCCUUUAUUGCAAACUGUUUAAUUUGGAAUUUCUUAUCACAUGCUCCAUUAACUGCUCUGUAGACCCUGCAGGAGCCUACUGUCAAUUUACAGAGCAGAAGAUAGAAACUUUUAAAGUAACUUACAUCUGAUUGAAAAUUAAACCAUUUUCUUUUCAUGCAGGCUGUGUCAGGGGAGGUGCGGGUAGGGCUACAUAUACAGAAAAAAAAGUGAUUUUUUAACUCCUAAAUGGCAGAUAGCUAAGCAGUGAGACUACAGUGUCCCUUUAAUCUUACCUGCACAUUGCCCCUAACAUACAUGGUGUGUCACUGCAGGUGAUCUGGAAAGACUGAGUGAGAGAAUUUUUUCUAACGGUUGUUUUGCAUAAAAUGCUGCCAAUUUAUUGAUUAUUGUUAGUGAUGUCCUGAACGGUUCGCCGAACGGUUCGCCGAGGACUCAUCAUUGAGUAAACUUUGACCCUGUACCUCACAGUCAGCAGACACAUUCCAGCCAAUCAGCAGCAGACCCUCCCUCCCAGACCCUCCCACCUCCUGGACAGCUUACUAAGAAUGCAGCUUCACAAUGAAUGUAAAAUGGAUGCUGUCCAGGAGGAGGGUCUGGGAGGGAGGGUCUGCUGCUGAUUGGCUGGAAUGUGUCUGCUGACUGUGAGGUACAGGGUCAAAGUUUACUCAAUGAUGAGUCCGUGGCGAACCGUUCGGCGAACCGUUCGGGACAUCACUAUUUAUUGUAGUUGCUCUUAAUCAUAUAUCUAGGUCAGGUCCCAAAUGCUGGUCCACCCAUAAAAAUAAAAAAUGUCUAUAGUUUUGGUGAAAAUGUAUUAUAACACUAUAAAGUGAUUUAAAAAAAAAAAAGAAACCUUUUUUUAUAUAUUCACUUGUAGUAAUACACCGUAAAGGACAGGAGUGCAUGACCCAUCAGCUUUUCUUUCUUCUUUGAGAAGGUUGUUGCAUUCAACCAUCUGAUUGUUAGGAUGUACCCAAUGCAUAUCAAGCAGUUCAGCAAUGGCAUACCUUUUGGCUCUCAAAUGGUUAAGGUUCUAGAAUCCUACACCUAUUUACCAUUAAGUGCAGCGUUUUAUUUGUAAGGUCAGUUUUGUUUGUGUUGUAUUAAUGUACAGAUUCCGUGACUGAUUUUUUUCAGGGGAUUUUUGUCCGUAUGUUACCAAACACAAACAUUUUAUAUUGAAACCUGAAAUCCCAUAAAUGUAUUUUCAUGGUUACAACUGGUUCUUUGUGUUUGAGGUUUUUUAUUUGUUACUACUGUUAAUCUAUCUUCUCUUUUUAAUGCAAAUAGAUUUUAUGUAACUGGUCACUGAAGUUACAGUUUACUGGAAUCAGGAACCUUAAACUCUUACAUAGAUGAUGGUAUCUAAGAAAAAGUUCUCUAUUUUAACCAUAGCUAGCCAAAUCUAAAAGUUACUUUCCACCUCAAACUUUUAUUGACAGAAUUUAAUUUUUUGCUGUCUGUCGCAUGGGGCAUUGGUUUGUAAAUGAAAUAAGGAUGUGUUUGCAUUGCCUGUCUGUGUAAAUACAAUUAUAUAUUUUUGUUCACUGUUUACUGUUUGUAUUUGUAUUAGAAUGUAAUUGUGUACUUGUGUUUACUACCUAUGAUUGCGGGAGUGUAUAUGUGAUAAAUAUAUGCGUGAAAUGUGACUGCAAUGGUAUUUGCUAGGUCAGUGCCUAUUUUGCUGCAGAUGGCCCUGCCUGGCUACGCAUGCAUGGCAAAACUCCACACUGCUCCAAUCAGCAUCUCCUGGGGAACAUUCAGCACCUCCAUGCAGAGAGUGGACAUGCCGAACGCUAGUGUUGCAUACUGUGCAGCACUGACACAGAAAGCACCUCUAGUGGCCGUAUCAGUGAUUGCCACUGGAGGAGUCCCUAGGCUGUAAUCUAAGCGUUUACAUUCAAAAGCCUGCAGGGACAUGCUAUAGACACCAGAGCAACUACAUUAAGCUGUAGUUGUUCUGUUAUCUAUAGUGUCCUUUUCAGACUUUUUUCUCUCCUUUUGCAUACUUUUGGCAGCUGGAGUGGCCUCAUCAUUGGGCAGUGGUGUACAUACUAGGGUCGCAGGGGUCGCGACUGCGACCGGGCCCGACCCGGUAUGUACGCCCAGGGCCAGCCUCUUCCCCUGGGGGGCCCAGGAGCCGGCCACCCCAGGGCCCCGCCGAGGCUGGCCCUGCUGACCCCGAGUGGCCGGUCGGGCAGGCAGGCGGGCGCGCGAGGGAGCACUCAGUGCUUCCUCUUCAGCUCCCUCGCGCACUGCAGUGAUACCGGAGCCAGAAGAUGACGUCAUCUUCCGGCGCCGGCAUCCCUACGCGGCGCGCGAGGGAGCUGAAGAGGAAGCACUGAGUGCUCCCUCGCGCGCCCGCCCGCCUGCCCGACCGGCCACCCGACCAGGAGCCCCGCAGCACCACUGGACCCCAGGGAAUCCCCCCAGCACUCCAAAAGGUAAGGAGGCUGGGGGGAUUACAUUUAAAAAAAUAAAUAAAAAUCAUGUGUGAGUGUUAGUGUGUGUGAGUGUUAGUGUGUGUGAGUGUUAGUGUGAGUGUUAGUGUGUGUGUUAGUGUGUGUGAGUGUUAGAGUGAGUGUUAGUGUGUGAGAGUGUUAGAGUGAGAGUGAGUGUUAGUGUGUGUGUUAGUGUGUCUGCUAGUGAGUGUUAGUGUGAGUGUUAGUGUGUGUGUCUGCUAGUCAGUGUGAGUGUUAGUGUCAGUGUUAGUGUGUUAGUGUGUGUGUCUGCUAGUGAGUGUCAGUGAGUGUGUUACUGUGUGUGUCUUACUGAGUGUGUGUGUGUUAGUGAGUCUGUUUGAUGUCUGUUAGUGAGUGUGUGUUUGUCAAUGAGUGUAUGUUUUGUAAGUGAGUGUGUAUGUAUGUCUGUCGCUGAGUGUGUCUCUGUCAGUAAAUGUGUGUGUCUGUUAGCUAGUGUGUAUGCGUCUGUAAGUGUGUGUGUGUGUGUCUUCAGCACUUACCUUUCUCCAGCGCCGGACUCCCUUGGCGCUGAGGAUCCCUCAGCUCUCAGCUCCGAAUGCGACCGCGCACGCAUUCAAACCGCCCAUAGGAAAGCAUUACUCAAUGCUUUCCUAUGGACGUUCAGUGUGCUCCUCUAGCGGCUGUCAGUGAGACAGCCACUAGAGGCUGGAUUAACCCUCAGUGAAACAUAGCAGCUUCUCUGAAACUGCUAUGUUUUCAGCUGCAGGGUUCAAACUAGAGGGACCUGACACCCAGACAACUUCAUUUAGCUGAUGUGAUCUGGGUGUCUGUAGUGGUCCUUUAAAGGACCACUAUAGUGCCAGGAAAACAUACUCGUUUUCCUGGCACUAUAGUGCCCUGAGGGUGCCCCCACCCUCAGGGACCCCCUCCCGCCCGGCUCUGGAAAGGGUAAAACUUACCUUUUUCCACCGCUGGGCGGAGAGCUCUCCUCCUCCGAUCCUCCUCUUCUCCUCCCCGUCGGCUCGUUGCGCACGCGCGGCAAGAGCUGUGCACGCAUUCAGCCGGUCACAUAGGAAAGCAUUCAUAAUGCUUUCCUAUGGACGCUGGCGUGCUCUCACUGUGAAAAUCACAGUGAGAAGCACGCAAGCCCCUUUAGCGGCUGUCAAUGGGACAGCCACUAGAGGAAAUAGGGAAAGGCUUAACCCAUUCAUAAACACAGCAGUUUCUCUGAAACUGCUAUGUUUAUGAAAAAAUGGGUUAACCCUAGCUGGACCUGGCACCCAGACCACUUCAUUAAGCUGAAGUGGUCUGGGUGCCUAGAGUGGUCCUUUAAGUGUGUGUGCUUCUGCAUGCACUGGCGUACAUACCGCGGUCGCAGCCCUGUAACCCCUGCGACCAGGUGCCCACCGCCAUGUGUUGCGGCCCGGCCCGCGCGCGGGGGGGGGGCCCAUGGAUCAAUUUUCGCACCGGGGCCCCGUGGGUCAUGUGUACGCCACUGUCAUUGGGGUUUAGUAGACUUUAAGGCAGCACAUGGAGCUGUGCCACAUAUAUAUCUGAUUAGAACUCUAACAAUGCUUGGAGAGAAAAUGUGACAUCACACUUCUUUAGAGUACAAGGCACCAGGUAGUUUGUCAGAUAAAAGAUACCAGACGUUCAGCUCCUUGCUGAUGAACUUGUUACUGCCAACAGAAGCCCUGGCACUGGAUUCUCCAAAAACCAAAAAUCAGCCGCCUGCUUCCCUUUCCAUUUAGUGUCUGCGGUUAGAAUAACACCUUGCCAGAACUCAAUUUCAUAUGCCAAUGGCGAGUGGGAGACUGUUAAAACAGAACUGAAUAUUUCCACAGUAUCAGAAUAUUACACAGCAGAUGAAAAAUGCUAAUUACAACCACUAUCUUCUUGUCCUGGCAUGCAACUAGUUAAUUUUGUCUCCCUUUUUCCUUGAUACAUUUUGCAUGCAGUACAUUGGUUCCUACACAAUAUGUAAAAAGUAAAGACCCUCUUUGUUUGCCCCUUUGUCUCAUUCUAUUCCUAUGCUUUCAGUCUCUCCCCUUACUCUUCUCUCGUCUUUCUGUAUUCUUACAACACACCCCCUUUCUUUCUUUUUGUCCUCACUCUCUCUCUUCCUGUCCUCCCUCCCAAUGUGACAGUGUCCCUUGUUUCUGCAGCUGUCUCCUCCCAGUCUGCCUUUUUUUUCCUUUUGUCUGGGUCUAAUACACUCUUCCUAUUUUAACUCUUCCUUUACCAUUGUCUAUAUUAAAACUGAACUGUCUGUAUGGCUGUGCAAAUUAAGUGUCAAACCUUUCUCACUAUCAGAAAAGUGAUUUCUAAUAGUGAAGGGCUUAACGCCUUUUAUUAUUAUUAUUAUUAUUGCCAUUUAUAUAGCACCAACAGAUUCUGUAUUCUUUACAACGCCUGUAUAUUUAAUUUGUUAUUCCUAUGCGAGUGAAGUGGAAAUCCUGUGAGUUUCCUGAGACACUGACCUGAAAGUUGGCUUCCUAGCGGUCAGUCGGCUUUAUUUGCUAAAAUGUGGAUUCCUGGGAAAUUACUGUAUAAUUCAAACUACCUGCCAAAAUAUUGGAACUGAAAACAUAAGUAGUUUGGAGCAUUUUUUCUAUUCAGCUAUUAUGACCCUCCAUUUUAAAUUCACAUAGAAUUCCUGACAAUUCUUAGUUUAGUGAAUAACCCUGUGUGUAUUUUAGUUUGGAAAAGUAACUUCGGCUAGUUUUCCACUAACAAACCAAAGUUUUUUUACAGCUGAGAGUCAUUUUAUAUUAAAUCACUUUCUACCACCUCUGCUGGGAAGCAGUGACACGAAACUCACACCAAUCUGUGCAGCAUUUGUGUGUUAUUUUAAAGGGACACUAUAGGCACCUAGACCACUUUAUCUCAAGUCUAGGUGCCAUGUUCCCCGUUUUAACCCUGCUUCUGAAAAAACAUUGCCGUUCAGUGGAAUGGCAAUAUUUUCUUUGAAGGUUUUAAAUGUCUUUAGUGGAUGUUACUCAGACUGCCACAAGAGGCGCUUCUGAUAAUAUAGCUAAGUAAAACUCUGCUUUUUUAUCAGAUGGUUUUACAGAGAUAUUCUGAUUGGUGCACUUGGACGUGACUAGCGACCUAAACGGCCACCAGGGCACUAUGACGUUACAAAUAAACGUGUAUUCCUAAAGCUAUCGUGCUCCUUUAAGAUCUGUUUUUGACUUGACAUUUGAAUUGUUCCAAGAUUUAAAUGUUCAUGUUAAUCUUUUGAAACCCUCUGGCCUAAACAGAACACUGACCUAAAAAUGUUAUUUUUGUUUUGACUUAUUGUUCAGGUCAUUAUCUCUUGUGUAUUUUUUUUUAAAGUUAUUUUUAGGAGAUAUAGCUGUUUUAUUUUUAUUUGGGGGGGGGGAGGUGUCGUGGAGGGGUUCACCCUCUAAAUAAGGAAACAUAUCUUGUGUUUAUUACAGAAACCUAGUAUGUAAAGAUGUUAUAAAUAUUUAACUUGCUCCUUGUUCCAAUUCAUUCAAAGCAGUGUUUUUAAUAUUAUAACUUAUCCUGUCCAUAGAUGUGAGAAGGACUACAAAAAUUGCAGGGUAAAACUUACGAGGAAAGGUUAAAAGAUCUUAACAUAAAUAGCUUGGAGGAAAGACAAGACAGGGGAAUAUGAUAGAAACAUUUAAAUACAUAAAGGAAAUCAACUAUCACUUUACUGAGAGGGUAGUGGAUGCAUGGAAUAGCCUUCCAGCUGAAGUGGUAGAGGUUAACACAGUAAAGGAGUUUAAACAUCCAUGGUAUGGGCGUAAGGCAAUCCUAGCUAUAAGAUAAGGCCAGGGACUAAUUAAAGUAUUUCGAAAAUUGGGCAGACUACAUGGGCCGAAUGGUUCUUAUCUGCCGUCACAUUCUAUGUUUCUAUGUAGCACAGUAAAGGAGGAGAAUAUAUUUAAAAGAAGAAAAACUACCACAUCAAGAGGACAUUGUCUUAAAUUAGAGGGGCAAAGGUUUAAAAAUAAUAUCAGGAAGUAUUACUUUACUGAGAGGGUAGUGGAUGCAUGGAAUAGCCUUCCAGCUGAAGUGGUAGAGGUUAACACAGUAAAGGAGUUAAGCAUGCGUGGGAUAGGCAUAAGGCUAUCCUAACUAUAAGAUAAGGCUAGGGACUAAUGAAAGUAUUUAGAAAAUUGGGCAGACUAGAUGCCGUCACAUUCUAUGUUUCUAUGUAUAUGGACAUUGCACACACAGUGUCAUUUAUUCUGAAAAGGGUUAAAUGGUGAAGAAAGCAUUUUUGGUGUACUUGCUGCUUCCAGUUUCUUCUUGUCCCAGCUAGGAGUUUUGUUAAAAUGACUGCCAGGACUUGUCUGAAGACUUUCACAUAUUGAAUAACAUCCUCAUAAGACUUUCUUUUUCUGUCUGAUCAAGGUUUAUGACGCUCCAGAUUGGUUUGCAUAUUUAACUAGUCCAUACUUUAAAGAAGUGUAUAUUCAAACAAGCCUUGUUGUCAAGCAGUCUGAUUCUGUAAGUGAAGUCCUGCAUUGUGCAUUCUGUGUUUUUCUACAGGGUUUUGAAAUAGCUCUACGUGUGCUUUGUCCACCUAGUCACAGUGGUACGUUGCAUUCAACAGUUGACAUUGUUAUAUGGGGCGAGCUUUAGCCAACUGUCGCUUCACACUCACCCAGCUGCAUCGCCACAGUGAUAGUCACAACCGUCUGCUGCCGUUCACAGACAUGAUAACACUUAACAUAGAAUCACACAGAUUGAAACAUUGCAACAUAAUGUGCUAUGUUUUUAUUUCAUUUUAUAUAUUAUUUUUUGUGUCCCUGUGAUUUUCUUCUUUUAUGUGACUGCAACAAAAAAUGGACCGGUAUCUUUUGAGGAAAAUUGAUCUUUCCUAAAACAUAUAACAUUGUCAGCCUGCUUGUUUUUAGUGCUGGUGUUUUACAGAAGUUAAUCCUCCCAUAGCUCAAAAACAUAAUAUUCAACGUUACAAACACAUUCAGAAUGAAUCAAAUUCAGGCAUCAUCAUGUACUUUAUUUACACAGAGAAGUUAUACGAUGGUAUUUUCUGCUUUUCUUGAAACCUGAUUUUCUAAAACCCUAGAACAAGACAUCCCUAAUGUGGCGUACAGAACAUUUAGUAUAUUUCCUAUAUUCAUAUAACAUUAUUCAUUGAUGAAGUUCUCUGCAUCUAUCUCAUAUUCUGCUUUUUCCCAACUACCUACAGCAACCUCUACACAUCAUGAGUAUUCACAAAUCAUCAUUCAGUCACUGCCAGUCUACAUCUUUGUAAUACGAAAAUACUUUAAAUUAAAUUGCAGAGAUUUUUGUAUUGAAAAGUAAAUGCAAUCUAAGCCAUAAAAAUAUCAACCAGUAUGAUUUUCACUUAUAUUUGCAUAUAGUGGCUAUCAAUGGUUCAGGUCAGUGUUAUGAUUGCCAGUGGCACUUGUGAAUGAAGAAAGUGGGUUCUUAAACCAGUGAUGCAGUAGAGUUGCCGUGACCUAUUUAAAUUUCAGUGAAGCAUUUUUUUUAAAAAAAAGAUACCAAAAGUACAUCCUGCUGAUGCUGUAGAGCACUGUAAUACAUUCCAUACCAUUUUUUCUGGCAACGCAUUGAAUACAAUCCAAAUCUGUGCUAUCUCUGGUGAUAUCACUAUUUAUUUUUCAGUUAAAAAAAACGUCCAUUGACAGUGGAAUCAUCAUGCCCGAUUGUGCUUUGAGUGUGUGUUGAUGUGUGUGGCUGUAUCUCUCUGCCAUAUCUGUCCCUUGUAUCUGUCUGUAUGUUAGUGCCCUGAGUAGACUCUAUGUUGAGUGCACCAUCUUUCUCUCACCUUGCAUGUCUCAUUCUUUGGGCUAUAUUGGCCAAAUCUUUGUAACUCUCUUGUCAGUUUUCAAAAACUUGUAACUUAAAGACAAUUUGUGUUGUUUAUAUCUUUACUUUAUGUAUCUUUCUUUUUGUUUUUAUGUCUUACUCUUGAUACCUAUGUACAAACACACACAUGUUUUAAUUACACCCUAUCAUGGAAUUAUUUUAACACACUUCGCCUGACAACAGAAUGAUCAAAAUGAUGAUAGAUAUAAAGCACUUGGGUCUAUGUUAGUGCCAUAUAAUGCUAAUAAUAAUAACGUGUCUUAAAAUAACAAAUGAAGCGGAACAGGCAGAAAAAAGCAGGCACUGCUGAGGAAUUAAGGCAGGCAAAGUAAGUCUCAAGGCACGUACAAACAAGUCUUUUUAAAGAGAUGCGGAGAUCCAUCAGCAUUGCUACAUAAUUUAAAAACCCAAACGAUAGAGGUUUGUCUCAAAUAAGAGGUGGGUAAGUGGACAGUGGGAUUGUAUGCACUAAAUGGAGAGAUGGAGUAGACCUUGAAAGGACCCAUUGUGGUUAAUUGAUCAGGGAUUGGGGCACAGCCUUAGUUAAUGCCAUUUUUACAUUAUGUGUGAAUAUUUCCUGCACACUCAUACUGGCACUCAAGGGUCUUUUGAGGAGGCCAAAUAUAACCUGCAAUUUUGCUUUCUAUUAUGAUAAAACUAGUGCUGAAUGUGGCAGCUUCUCUGAGGCAAUAUCUUCAAAAAUGUUUUUUUCUCCUGGCAUUUCUUUGUUGACUUCUGUCAUCUAACAUGGACGUUGUAGAUGACAGUGUGUCCUUAAACCCCUGUACAUUAGCUGUAUAUCCCCUGAGCUAUGGGAGUAUGGCUUCUUACUAUGAUCAUCUCCUCCCUCUUCUCUGAAAGCUCAGAGGCACUCCUUGACAGAGGGUUUCAGUUGGUCAACAUUGGAAGUCCUGGUAACACCUAAAGCAGGGGUACGCAACCAUCGGCACCUUAGAUAGUGUGGACUAGGGCUACAUCUCCCUUGAUGCUUUGCCAACAAUAUUCCUGUAAGAACAUUAUGGUAGAUGUAGUCCAAAACAUCUGGAGUGCCGAAGGUUGCCUACUCCUGACCCAGAGACUAGACUGUCUACUACUUCUAAGUGAGCCUUUCACUUUUUCCAAGUUUAUUAGAAUAAGUACCAUUCACUUGGCUAAUGAUAACUUCUAGACCACAGAACAUACUUGCAAAUUAGCAUAAAGCUCAGUGUAGCUUUCCUUGUUAAAUAGUUUGUUGUUGUCAUUUUUUUUUUUAUCAAUACUAAAUCUUUCACAGAACUGCAGUAAAAUUACUAUCUUCCUUCUCCGCUGCUAAUGCAUUUCUGUGUCUAAUGCUUGAAGGGUAACAAGUUCACUUACAAAAAAUAGCAUUAUGGUGUUUCGAUUUGCAGUGUCACGUUUAUAAUUUUAAUGUUUUCACUGAUCUGGAAUCAGAGCUUAUUAUCAAAAGUCCAAGGAGGUUAAAUAUAAAGAGCAAUUCUGGAGCAAACCUAAAAAAAAUGUUAACUGUAACUAUGGAAACCAGUAGAAUAUUGCUGCGGAUUCCUACUCUUUUGUUUUGGACCUGAUUAGCUCUUAAUUUGUAAAGUCCCUACAGAAGCCUUUCUUUUGCUCUGCAUACACAUAACAAUUGACUGGUAUGAUGGUUUUGCAACCUAUCAAUGUUGCUAAUUAAAAACAAAAAUCUUCUCUACUCCAUAGACUAAAAUUAACCAUCUGAUAAGAAAAUUAAGUUGGGAAUGAUGGGAGUGGUUGGCCGUAUAAAUACUACCAUACUUCCCUAUGCUGAUUUUUACGGUUCUGCACACUCUUUAUAUUUCUCACUCUAUUUUAAAUUAAUUUUCUCAUUGGUACGUUAUCAAAUUCACCUUUCACCUUCUAUAUUUUUUCCCUUUCUUUAUUUUUCCUUAUCUUUCUCAAAGGUAGGCACUCUACAGGCUUAACCAUAUGGAAGACUGCCUUGGCAUCUGCUGCUCAGCCAUACCUUCAAACGUUCAUCAUCAUAUUAUAAAAAUGUUGAUGUAUAACAAACUGUCUCGUGGCAAAUCUAGUGCAAAGAUUACAGUCGGAAUAGAAAAGAAGUCUCGUAAAUUAACCACUGUCUGAAACAUGCUUAUAGACUUAAAUAAUUUUUUUAUAUUUGUGAGAUGGCAAACACAUCAUUGUAGUAAACCAACUUUCUGAUUUAGCUUUGGAACGACAGGGUUAACAACAAAGCAAAUCCCAUUUCGUGGUUGCAGUGAAAUCUGUUUUAUUGUAAUAUAAUCCUGGUAUAGCAGCUAGUGCCGUGGAGGAAAUGGAAAUUAAAUGAGGAUGGGUCAGAGCAGUUGUUUUUUUUUUUGUUUUUUUUCUUUGUUUUUUUUCCCCACAGUGGCUGGUUCCCCUGCUGGCAAUUUUUAGUGGUCAUAUUAUAAAAUGAUUGUCCCAAGUCACUAUUUGUUGCUGUGUUGACAGAACCUGAGUAUCUUCCAAGUGAAGAUCUGGAAAAUUUAAAAGCUUAUUCUUUUUUGUCUUUAUGCCAUGAAGUCAGUUGAAAUGCACUGGGACAUCAAAAUAAAAAUGCAGAGGAGUGAUAAAAAAAAAAAAAUUGUCAUAACUAACGAAUUUCCCAAGGGAGUUUUUCUGAUCAUCUAGAAGACUUCUAGCCAACACAGUGUCCAUGAAAGGGAAUAUUCAGUCUGUCCAGUUCAUUGAGUUGCCAGCUUUUCUUCUUCAAAUCAUCUAGAUUAAUCUAAGUGUUUGCAUAUUCCUUUGAAUCCACAUAUCAGACCAUUUUGCAUCUCCCACAUGAUUCAAAUUGGGUACUUUCACACGUUGUUUUUUUUUCAAAUUUGUUUUAUGAUUUUUUUUUUUUUACUUUGGGAAAGUCCGUUUAGUACGUUGCAUCAUUUCUUUGAAUUGAUGUGCUUCCUUUAAGUCUUCUCACAAGAAGUGUCACAGUAUCCCAAAGUUCCUCUGGGUUUCAGAUGUCCAAAGAACAUCCUUCUGAGCCACUGGGAUUAAUAAUUAUCCAGAGAUCAUCUCGGGAACACAUUAUUCUUUCUCUGUAGAUCCAUUUUCCAUUAAACCAUUUAUUUUCAAUUGGAAAGCUUUAGCCGCUGUACAAGAUUGUCAUGUAAUUAAAGCAUCAGCUGAUGUUGAAGACCUUUUUGAACUGCUUAUUUGUCUCUGUUACUCUGAGUAAGUGGGUGCUUUCAGACCUGUAAUUGGGGUAUUAGAGACCCUGGGAGGUAUUCAUUAUUAGAGUUUUUAUUUUUAUUAUACAAAAUUAUUUCUAAAAUAGCACUCUUAAUUUACUUCUCUUGUAACUUUUUUUCUUAAGCGUUUUAGAUGUGCUUGGGAGUACUGGUCAGUUGAAUUAGCACAUAUUAAAGUUUAUGAGAUUAUACAAAGGUAUACUAAACCAUAAAGAACUGUAAUCCAUAGUAAUCUCUUUCCAACUGCAGAUAUAUAGUUUGUGUUUAUUGUUUUUUGAAUAUAGUCUAACUACAAGCAUUUAUUUACCAGGCCUAUGUUUACAGGGGUAUAUUUAAAGGUCAUCCAAUUCUGUGCGUGAUAUGUCUUGUGCCCCAAUUACUUAUAUUUCUCCUUGACCUACAGUAGGGUCCCACAGAGGUUUUACAUUGUCAAGGCUUACAGCCCUGUCAUUAGCAGGUCUGCUGCCCAGAUGGAGGGAGAUAUACUUGCUUAAUGUUAUAACUUGGCGCGUGAGACAUGUGAUAUUGAUUUGAUCUUCUCUGGACUGAAGUUAAGCAAGAGAAAGUACAAAAGGAAAACAUAAUUGGAAAUAUUUGUAAUUGAAUGCAAUAAAAUUGUCCAUAAAUCAAUGAAAAGCCUAAUUGUGAGCGAAAAUGACAUAUGAAAAUGUGUUCUUAGCAGAACUGAAUAUGCUCAGAAUGAUGGAGUAUCCACCUCAAAACGUCCAUCCCCUAAUACUCUCCCAUCAUGCUGGCUUACCCAUCCAACUUAGCUUCUAGUACCAUUCUUGAGUUGUUCACAUGGGUUUAAAUGUCCCAUACCCUCUUAGGAUAUUUUUGUCUAGAACACCACCUGUUUUUUUUUAAUUUUACAGACAUUAACAGGUCCAAAGCAGUUCCCUAACUUCCCUGAGAAGAUCUUCAGACGUUGCACCUUCUUAUUAUUCAGAUUUGGGGCUCACCAAGAAAUAACCUGCAACGUACCUAUCUCUGACUCUACAGUUACUCUUAUUUGUAUCUCCUUAUCCAACUUAAACAUUGAUUACAUACUUGUCUCUGCCAUUUGCUUAGUGUCCCAUGCUUUACCUGUGGUCUCUCUUGUCCUCCUCCAUUUUUAUAGUGCUCUCGUCUUUUAUUUUCUCUUGGUUCUUUUCUUACUAAAAUCUUUUUCUUUUUCGAUCCACAGCUAAUAAUAUCUCCCUAGAUCAUAUUGCUAUAAUAAUGCUUAUAACAUGGUUAACCAGGUGGCAGAAAGGAUGGUCAGACAAGUUUCUGUUGCAAAUAAGCUUAUUUUCCAGGUUGGCUGUUUUGCCUCGAGUUGACUGCAAAUUUAGGUUUCAAUUAACCGCAAUUUGCUAUCACGUGAAUGUACCCCAUGCAAUAGUGUGUCAUAUCACAAUGUAAGCUCUACAUUUAUCGUAAGCUGUUUGUUACUACUUUCCUAAGGCACAAUCUCCCAACUCUGGUGGUAUCAAGAUGAUUGUAAAAUUAGUAAAAAGCAGAAUUUGUCUUUGUUGGGUUUUUUUUGAGCUGCAGUUGUUUUCCGUUUUGUGCACUGAAAAAUAGAAACAUCCAUGAUCAGAUUACUUUUGGUUUUUCAGCUCCGGGUGCUGGAAGACAUGGUUGCUCUCAUACCCAGUGGUGCGAUAGUUAAAUGUAUUAGAUUUGUGAAAAUCUGCAGAUCAGCAUUACCAUGAGGUUUGCAUUGCAUACUGUACAUUUCAAGCUAAACAUUUUUUUUUCUAUAAUUACUGAAAAAGGUAAAUCAUGAUAUAACAUUGUCAAUAAUCUGGAGAAUGGACAUCAUUAUUAAUAGAAAUGCACAUUGUACGUUGUGUUUUUCAGGGAAUCUCGAACAGCUUGAUGUUAUGUAAGAUGGAACGCUUUACAGAUUUUGGUACUCAGACGGAUGCAGUGGUAGUGCUUUCACUAGCACAGGCAGCUGUUUUAGGACUGGUGUCUGAAAAUGAACUGUUUGGUGCCACCAUUAGCCCCAGCGGCUUUUUCCCUACAUCCAGGAGUGAGUUUUCAGAUAAAGGACCCAUUGAAGCCCAACAGCCAGAGGAAGACUCCUACCUAAAUUCAGGUGGAAAGGUUGCAGCCGAACCACAAGAAGAUGAGGGCUUAGAUUCAGAAAAACAUACGCGGAGGAAGAAGAGGCAGCCUGUAAGAGUUGUGCCGAAAAUUAAAUAUGAGAAAACUGAAGAGGAAGAAGAGAUCUUCAAAGUCACUGUAGAAGGAAAUGGUGAAGAACAGCACCUGCAAGGAAACCUUGCAUCAGAAUCUCCAGAGCUGGCUUGUGAGAAUUCUGUGCAAAACAGUAAUGUAAAAAUGAUAGACCUCAGCACUUUUCGUAGGAGGCCUCGGAGACCUCGCCACUUGCGGGAGAGGCAACAUCACGAGGUUGAAGCAGAUUACAGACAUAUUUUACAGCACCCAAUGCAGAAUCCAUACCCUCUCCCACCUGUUCCAAUGAUCCAAGGGAACACUGGUUUGGAGAACUUUCAGAGACAAUGUAGUUUUGUCCCAAAUAUGAUGCCCUCUGGUGACACUAGAGCCCCUAAUGUAGAAUCCCCAAAGAGAGAGGAAAAUGGCCAAAACUAUGCUUGGCAAGAUCCAAAUGAGUUUGAAACCGAUUCAGCAGAAUCUAUUGAACGCAACAAAAAGGCUCAGUUGGACCGUUUGGACAUUAAUGUUCAGAUUGACGACUCUUACCUUGUAGAAGCUGGAGACCGUCAGAAACGUUGGCAGUGCCGCAUGUGUGAGAAGUCUUACACCUCUAAAUACAACCUGGUAACACACAUCUUGGGACACAGUGGAAUCAAACCUCACUCUUGCCCACACUGCAACAAGCUUUUUAAACAGCCAAGCCAUUUACAAACACAUCUUCUUACUCACCAAGGAACUAGGCCACACAAGUGUGAAGUGUGCAACAAGGCAUUCACACAGACUAGUCACCUAAAAAGGCACAUGUUACUUCACACUGAUAUCAAGCCCUACAGCUGCCGCUUCUGUGGUCGUGGCUUUGCUUAUCCCAGUGAGCUCAAAGCCCAUGAAGUGAAACAUGAAAAUGGACGGUGCCACGUUUGUGUGGAAUGUGGCCUGGAUUUUGCCACCCUUACACAACUGAAACGACACAUUUCAUCACAUCAAGGUCCUACUCUGUACCAAUGCAUGGAGUGCAGCAAGUCCUUUCACUACCGCAGCCAGUUGCAGAAUCAUAUGCUGAAGCACCAGAAUGUUCGACCAUUUGUCUGUAAAGAAUGUGGCAUGGAGUUUAGCCAGAUUCACCACCUAAAGCAGCACUCACUUACACACAAGGUAGAUUUGAAUUGUGCUGAUAACUACCCCCAAUGUAACAAUAGCAGGGUUGUUCUCUAAAGUGAAAAUUCAAAGUUAAUUCUAAGCAAAUUUCAAAUUUAAAGUGACACUCUACUGCCCAAAUACAAAAAUAUAAACCACUAUAGCAUAUAUGCCCCCAAUAAAAACAUGCAUCCAUUUAAUAGGGGAUAUAUAUAACUUUUUGCAAGCAAAUUGCUUGCAGAAGUUGCAGGUCUUUUUCUGUGGUUGUACAAUCACAGACUUCCAAAUGCAACUCAUUAAGAAGUCUUUACAGGUACUAUGACCAAUUACCUUGCCUCUCGCAUUUUAGGUCAAAUUAGGAAGGAAAAGGACCAGUUGGAUGAUUGACAGCCUAGGGUGUAACAAGGUUAAUGUAUAAAAGUACCAUUUUUUUUUUUUUAGAUUGAAAUCUGCAAUUUAUUUUAAAUGAAAACAUAGAAACAUAGAAUGUGACGGCAAAUAAGAACCAUUCAGCCCAUCUAGUCUGCCCAAUUUUCUUAAUACUUUCAUUAGUCCCUAGCCUUAUCUUAUAGCCAGGAUAGCCUUAUGCCUAUCCCACGCAUGCUUAAACUCCUUUACUGUGUUAACCUCUAUCACAUCAGCUGGAAGGCUAUUCCAUGCAUCCACUAAAAAGAGGAUAUACUCUUCUCACAAAAAGCACAUUGGAAAGUGAAGGUCUUUUUAGGGUCAGGGUAGUCAAACCGGCUAUUUUGACCUUAAAUAUGAAAUUCACUUUGAAUUCUCACUUUAGUCUAUAAACUGUAGGUCUUUUUCUACCUCAAAACAUUUUAAUUGUUGUUUGGGAAUAAAUGUCCAAAGAAUCAUAAACAUUUGCAAACACUUUAGACCAGAAUAAUUAUAUUAAUUAGAUUUAAAUAAAGUAUACAUUAACAUCAGUAAAUUACUUCUAGUGUUCACAGCAAACUGUCACAAUAGCCCAUAAAGAUAUCCCUGUACUGACCUGUACUCUCCAGGGAUGGGGAACUCAGAAAAAUGUAUAUUUCUAAAAGCAGGAGAUUUAAUCUGGUGGAGCAUAGGGUAGUCAUUUGACUUUUAGCAUUAUGUUCUAGAAUAGCAUAUUUUCAUUUAGAAAUCUCUCCCUCUCGGGUUUGUUCACUAAAUAUUGAAUAUAAAUAAAAACAGAAUUGCAAAAUUUAGGAAAACAUUUAUUUGGCGAACAUUUUGAGAAAAAGUUAAUCUGAACUAAAUUUCCUAUACUUUUUAAGUGGGGAAAUGUGUUUUGUAGUGCCCAUUAGUGAAAAUGCCUAUAUUUGGAAAUAUUGCUUUAUCGGAUGAACUGCAUUUUGAAAAUGUGUUCAUUUAUUGACAAACUUGCAAGAUUCACAAUUUACCUUUUUAUGUGAGGGCGUACUAUUCUCCAUAAGUGGUGGACCAAAUGAAACAAACUUUACUGGCCAAUGUGGCCAUCUAACGUGCUUGUGCUGUUUAGUAGGAUGUGAUUUCAUAGACUUUCAGAGAGCACUGUAAAAGGGGCUUCUCUCAAACCCCAUGGGGUCAGCAAUAUCACCCGAACAAUGUUCCAUGUUGGCUAGUUCUUCACCACAUCUUAAAUAGGCAAACAAAAAUAAAGCAUUAUACUUCAAGCACUAUAACCACUACAGCCUGCUGUGGUGAACUGAGAUUGACAUGUAGUGUAUUAUUGUAUUUUGUUUAAUGUAUUUUGUUCUAUUUUCCUUUAACAUAAUAAGGAACAAGAGAAUGUAGGCAACUUAUUUCCAUUGAAGAUGUUUAGUGUAGUUCUUCUAGUUUUCACAAAGCAGGUUAAUUUGGGAGGUACCAGCUUUGCAGGUCCUGCCUCCCCAGUCAGUACCAUGGACAGGGCUCAAAUAUUAAAACCCGGUGCUGUUGACUAGGGCAGGGUGAAAAUUGACAUUUUGUUCUCAUGGAAACUCUUGUGCAUAAUUACCUAUAUGCAGGGAGGAUAUCCUCUAGAUAUAAUGUGUUUCUCAUUACACUUCAAGUACAUAAUACCCACCUGCCUAGUGGUCUGGAAAAGUACCACCCUAAGAUGAAUAAAAGUUAUGGAAAAGUCCUGGAAUUUCACAGUGCGAGACAUGAUUAAACCUAUCUUGGCUGGAUGAGCUAUCAAAUCACAUGACUCUUUUCUGCUAAUGUAAUGCAUUUCAGAUUGCAUUGCUGCCUAUGAAAAAUUUAAAGGGACUUAGUUAUUGGCUGCUUCACCAAGCCAACCAUACUAUCUCCCAUGUGAUAAUGCUUGUUUUAUGCACCAAUUUCUCCAAGAUGGAAGGAGCCAUUUUUUUAGAUUAGCCUUUUUCUUUUUUUUUUCUUUUUUAUUUGGAAUAAUUUCCAUCCAGCUCUAUUCUUGGUUUUAAGCAGUAGCACCCUGCAAUGUUCACUAACCCUUUCUAUACAUCUCAGUGUGUGAGCAUGCGGUUAAUUGUUUUUCAUAUGUUCCGAAGCAAAAGCCGGAUGAAUCGUUGGGUGAUAAAGUUACAGUUACAGGAGCAUUAACCACUGGGCUACCCCACAGCUCAUUAGUCCAGCUUAAUGUAGUUGUAAAAUGUGUCAAGAUAAAAUCUGAAGAAAAACACUCUGUUAUUAUUAUUAUUAUUAUUAUCGCCAUUUGUAUAGCGCCAACAGACUCCGUAGCGCUUUACAAUAUUAUGAGAGGAGGGAUUUAUAUAUAAAUAGGACAAUCACCAGAAAAUUUACAGGAACGAUAGGUUGAAGAGGGCCCUGCUCAAACAAGCUUACAGUCUAUAGUAAUAUAAUAAAGAUAAUGAUAAUCUAGUUAAAUAAUGUUUAAAUGAAUAAUUUUUAACUCCAUAGCAUAUAAUACAUUUUGAACUACAUGCUGCUCUUGUAAUAGUUUACACAAAUGAUUGAUUAAUUUCCAAAUUAGGGUCUAUUAAAUCAUAUUGAUUACUUAGUUAUACAGUAUAAUAUACACCGCUCUUUUAGUCACAGCUCUUUGCUGAAUAUCAAAUGUCAGGCUUUUUAAAUAAUUUUUUUUUAAUAUUGUACACUGGCCUCUAAUAAAAUCUUUUAUUUGCCUAGCGAAGUAGAGCAUCCUGGAGCGCUCUAGCUCCCUCCAGUGUCUUAUUUGUAAAUUGCAUAUUCACUAUUAUAAUUUCAGUUUUUUCUUGGUUUGGUUUUAUUAUUUCUUUUGAGAAGCAAGAUUAGUUGAACUUAAUUUGAAAGUAAACUGAUGUUUAAAAAAAUAAAUAGGAUAGUAACUACCACGAUUUUAAUUGUUUAAAUUAAGUUACAGGGCUAUUCACUAAACACCAUGUUGUUGUUAAUUUUAAUCUGAAUGGAAAAAUUGAGGCUAAAAUAGACAAGUCUAGCUAUGAAGCUAGAAUUUUUCCAAAUCAUCUAUUUUUGCUUAGUUUCAGCCUUCAUAUUUAAUUCACAAAAAAUAAAAAUUUAGUGCAUAAGCCUGCAUAUUUUAUUUCUCCACGAAAUUGUGGCAACAUUCUCUCAUUCAUAGGUUUAUCAGCAACAUGGGACUUUUGUAAAUGGGAGUUUGCCAACUUUUCUUGGUAAUUUUUGUAGAGCCUAUAUUUUAUCUAGGUUAGGACUGGGCAAACCGUUAACCCCCAGAUGUAAAACUGCAGCUUCCAUGAUGCUUUGUCACUCUACCGGCUCACAAAGCAUCAUGGCAUUUGAAGCGCUAGAACAUCUGAUGAUCUACUGUUUGCCUAGCCAUGAUCUAGACCAUGGGUGCCCAAAUUGGUAGAUCAUAAGCUACAGCUUCCAUGAUGCUUUGCCAUUAUAAAGGCAUUCCAAAGACAUGCAAAGUCUCAUGGGAGUUGUAGUUCUAAAACAUCUGUAGAUCUACCUUUUGGGCACCCUUUAUCUAGACUGAAGAGUGUUGUUUAUUUUUCGAUUAUACUGAGUAUUCUUUAACCCUUACUCAUGUUGUUUGUUUUUUUUCCUUUCUUGACUCUUCUAGGGAGUAAAAGAGUUUAAGUGUGAGGUAUGUGGGCGGGAGUUCACCCUGCAUGCCAACAUGAAGCGUCAUAUGCUGAUCCAUGCCAGUGUCCGUCCAUUCCAGUGCCAUAUCUGCUUUAAGACGUUUGUGCAGAAGCAAACACUGAAGACUCAUAUGAUAGUCCACUCCCCUGUCAAGCCUUUCAAAUGCAAGGUACAAGCCAGACUCGCUGGGUGCAGAGCCAAAAUUGGCACCUGCCGACAAGCCAAUUAUUCAUUUCUGAUGCAUAUUUAGUUAAUAUACAUUUCGUAAUCAUUCUUAUACUUGGAGAUUUAUUCACUAAACAAUGACUGAUCUCGUGUCCCAAAUUUAGAUAAUUUAGAAAAUGUCAGAUCAACACAGCUUACUGUUUGGUUAAUAAAACCUUUGCAGUUUGAGGCAACAUGGCAUCCAAACAGGGCCUGCAUUGCCAUAAAGCAGCACAGGGGGCCGCUUUAGUGCGUAAAAUAUGCUUCCCUAGACACAUGAAACUCCGUCUGCCCUAUGUUGCAUGCAAGGAGGGGGUGCACAAAAAUCCUUGCACCAAUCCUGCAUCCCAUGCAUCUCCACUGGACAGAGUACUGUAAAUAUUGCCAGUGCUGUCCUAUUCUCUAAGUGUACAAUUAUAUUUCUGUUCCAAGUAUCUGUUCAUAUUUGUCUUUUUAAAGCUAUAUUAUAUGUUGGACCAAAAUGGUCCCUUUUUUGUCUUGUGUGAGGAAAGAGGAUGUAGGAUGUUAAAAAUGUUAAGGGAUUUUUCACUAAAUGUCUUUUCUAUCUUCGCUAUUUUGGCAUAAAUUUUCAUGUUUCGAUUUAAUUAAUUGUUUGUUGGAUAAAUGACCUGCACAGUCGUAAAUGCUUGUCCUUGCUCAGCAACACCCUCCAAUUUUUACUUGUUCCUCUAUAAUAAAGCAGCAUUAUAUAUUCAGCCUAUGUUAACAGUGGAGGUUCUAUCAGUGCCAUAGUGCAUAUACCUUUAGCAUGUAAAGAAUCUCAACAUUCCAUUCUAUCUAGGCCACGUUCCAUCACAUAAAACCAACUUAUACAUAGUUACAGAUAACCAUUAAUCUCCCACUGUGUUGCUUUAUCUUACCAUGCUAGUGGAGGGGAUUGGACUUAUUAAACUCUAUUAAACUGUUAUGCAUAGUGCCAUAAGCAGUUCCAUAAGCAGAAUGUUCUUUGACGUAUGCAAUAUUAUCUAUUAAACCCAAAUGGAAGUGUUCUGGUUGGCGGGUGCACUAAGGUGUCAUGAGUGGGAGAGUUGUCACCAUGAUAAGAGAAAGCUUUUCAGCCUUUAUGCUUUUCUACAGAUAAUGGUGAGCCAGCAAGUAGACCGUCAUCUGUUUUCUCCUUAUCUUUGACCAACAUUUAGCAGGCCUACUGGGCAUUAGCAUCCUGUUAACUCAUGGUUGGAAAUGUGGGAUUCAUAGUUCAGCCAUAGCUCAAACACUGGUAAAGAGCUACUGUUUUCAGACUUUAUGUAGAACUUGUGUGGUGCAUUGGGAAACUCUGUAGUGUGUCUGACCCAUGGAUAGCAUGAGUAUGAACUCUCCAAAUUGUGACACCCUAGUGCAGCAGUGGCUAAAUGUCGGUACUAUACUUGUGAAUAUAUCCCAUGAUUCCUAUCCAGCCAAGUGGGGGCAAUGUUACUGUUGUUGCCUUAGUGUAUGUCUCCUCGUUUCAUGGUCAUGCCGUGUUCUCAUUUGUGCCUUUCUACAACUUUCUAAAUUAGAAUGUUUGUUUAUAUUUUCUUUAAGGUUUGUGGAAAAUCGUUUAACCGAAUGUACAAUCUCCUCGGCCACAUGCACCUUCAUGCUGGGUACAAGCCCUUUAAGUGUCCCUACUGCUCCAGCAAGUUCAACCUAAAAGGCAACCUCAGCCGACACAUGAAAGUCAAGCAUGGUGUCAUGGACACCAGUCUAGACAGUCAAGGUAUGGAACCAAAGACUAUGGAACACCAUAAUAAAAAUGAUGCAAAUAAUGUAAUAGUUCAGCACUUGUAAAGCUCUGCACUAAGCUAAACCCUCCAGUGCAGGGAGUCACUCAUUGGCUGAUGCUCUCAGCCAGUGAUCCAACACUACACUGCUUGGCUUAGCUCUAAAGUCACAAACCCCAGGUAAGUUGGUAAACCUUAAAUGGUUUGAUUAACUACCCUGACAGGGCGCGAUGACACUCCUGGUUCCUCUGAACUGUUCCUUUAAAGUAGACAUGCUUGGACUGUUUUUAUUACAGUGAGUCUGUUGUAGUCUGAGUUCUCUCUUUGCUUUGUCUUUCACAACAGAGACGUUUUAUUCACUUCAAAAGAACUUUGCAUGCAAUACAACUCCUAAGUAAUUUGAUACAGCCCUCCUAUAGCUUUCUAUGAGAAAGCUUGUUCUGUAGUUUCCAUGGUAAAUCUCCUGAUUUAAGAAAAAAAUUAGCUAUUCAUAAAUUACAGCAAAAGUUAUAGAAGCCAGAAAAUUGAAAUCUAGUUCUGACUUCUGAACAUUAUAUGCCAUAAAUCCCUAAAUCCCUGCUUCACAGCACACUCAUUAAAAACAUUAGGAGGAUGAGGGACAAUUUACUGGGAUUCACUGUGUUUGACGGGCCCAUCAAGUUUUACAUAUUCUAUAAUUAUUUAGAUUAAAAAUAUACUAUAAUGGAUCUAUGGAGCUUUGAAUCUACUCUCAUUCCAACUAGCCUUUUGAUGAAAAUUCCCUCCACUUAUACAUUUUAAAACUGUGUUAUUUACAAGCUUAUGCACUAUAAAAUACAUAGAAAAUGUAUGGAAUCACUGUAGAAAAGAUUUAUAAAGAUGUAAGCAAAGUUGUAUUGAAGAAGGUCUAGUGAGUGUAUUUCCAGUUUUACAGCCUGGUGUUCUGAAACUGAUCUUGUUUAUGUACAAACAUCAUUAGAGGGUGCUUGAUUCUGCAUACUUUUGCUAGUAUUGUUCAUACAAUUGGAGUUUGUGGGACUUUCCAGGAGUGUGGUCACUAAUAUUUUAUUGAUUUCUUGUUUUAUGUAUCACUUUAGAUCCAAUGAUGGAUCUUCCAGACCCAGAUACCAAUGACAUGGAUGGCCAACAAGAGAUGGAGGACUAUGAGGAGAAUUCAUAUGGCUACAGGGAAGAAGAAAAUGUGGCACGUGACCAGACUAUGAAGGAAAUGGUCUAUUAUAAUGUCUUGUAGUCAAACAAAGAGAAGCCCAAAUGUCAUGAAAGUACUCGUUUUGUAUCCUUUCACUGUUAAGAAAGGACUUAGGGCUCGACCUCUGUGAGAAGAGAGCCCUGUAUUUGUCACUUGUGACCUUACCUCCUAGAGAAUUGUCAUUGAGAUACCAGAGAAGACUUUUUGGGAUGCUGGUGCAUUUGCCCACUCCACACAGGAGUUUAUGAAGAAGGAUUUUGGCUCAGGAGUAUUGUCUUAUUUUUUUCUAGGCUGUGAGUCACCUCUUUGCCUUGACUUACACAAUCUUGAACUGUAGAAUGAUCGUGGCCCUUGUAAGGGUCCUGCACAGACAUUUAUUUUUUUUGUAGUUGGAGCACUGGUGUUUUGAACUGCUUGCUUUUUUUUAGUUUUUUUUGUGUGCGUGUGUUCUAUAUGUGUUCUUUCAGUUUUUCUAGACGUACGGCACAGCGCCCUGAAUGCUACCUACCAAGAUACUCGGCUACAGUGUAGUUACCCACACUGUUUAUUUGACGUUCGGAAUUUGUUGUCUUACACUGAAGGGGAUAUUCGGGGUUUGACUGUAACAGAUACAGAAUGUGAAUCAAUACCAGUUUUCCUCCAGGGCAACCAUGUUGUUCAGCCAGUGGAAGAAUGUUUUCAAUGUCCUGCUUAUCAAAAUUCAGACACUAAUCGUCAUGGCCUCUAGGUGGCAGGGUAAUACUGUGUAGCAGUAUAUUAUUGACCAGGUUCCUACUUGUCUCAUCAAGGAAGGAGCCGGGCUGUGAAAGACAAGUUUUAAUCAUUCAGGAAGGGAAGAACAACAUGUUAGUAUUAGUUGCAGCAUUGCAAACUGCCUUCUACCUCUUUGCCCUCUACUGUAGCAAGUUUGUUGAUGUUUUAUACCCUAUUUCACUGUCUACACUUCAUGUUAUCAAUUGAACAGAUCUGUCUUCAUAGUGCAGAUAGUAUAAUUUACACAAAGGCUUUAAAGAAACAAAUAUUAUACUUACAAAUGUGUAUUUUCCCUAUAAUUAAAUAUAAGCAACUGUAAAUUCAACACCUAAUUAUGGAAAGCAGGGCUGCCCAAAAGGUAGAUCCCCAGAUGUUUUACAGCUUCCAUGAUGCUUUGCCCUUCUAAAGGCAUUCUAGGCAUUCUAAAUGCAUGCAAAGCAUCAUGGGAGUUGUAGUUCUACAACAUCUGGGGAUCUACCUUCUGGGCACCCCUCAUCUAAAGGAAACGUUAGUUAGGGUUAAAUUGCCCCAUCAUUGUAACUGUUUCAAAAACCUAGCACCAGGUGGGAAUGUUGGAUCUACUGGACAAAUUUACGACCACAUCCCUAAUAUUUAAAGCAGAGCAGUCACUUUCAUGCUGCACAGGCCCAUGUAUUUUUACGGCUUAUCUCUACAGGUGGCAUUAUGUUGUCUUGGACACAGAAAUGCUGCAUGCGUGUUUUAUUUACUUCUGUUGUAUUACUCAUCCUAGUAACUGCCUCAGUAGCUUUUGCUGGUGGGAUGGGAUGAUAACCUGUUACAUAUAGAGAUGUUAUUGUUCUCCUUUAACGUUAUCCCAGUUACUAACAUCCUAUACAAAUGUUAAUUGAUGGAGAUAUGACAGGGUGAUCUAAUGUUAACGUUCUAAUGAGACCACAAACUCUUUCACAGCACCCAUCCCUUUUCACUUAUUUUCAUUCCAAGAACUAUGUAGCCAAAACUACUCAAAAAUACAUUUAAAAAAGAAACCCUGGAAACCUCAUUUAUGUAUGACCACUAUAAGUCAGGGAGAUUGGAAAGAUGUUCAUGUCCCUUAGCAGGAAACACAAGUGAUUCAAUCCAUAAAACUGAUCUACAAUGGUCUGUGCACAGCAGAGACAUAUUUUUAUUUUUAUUGUUCAAGUGAAUGUCUUUCUCUGACUGAUGUAAUCUGUCUGUUUAGUUCUACUAAAUCUUGCACAUUAUAUAAGCUAAAAGCACCAACCAAUCUGAGUGAUUUAAGCACUGGGUUUAGCUGCACUUACCCCCCAUUUGCACCCAAAUCACACUCCAUAUUACAAAUUUGGUGUUUAAGUAUUUAACAGCACCAACAAUUAAUCAACAGGAAAAGUGUGCAGGCGUAUGUAAUUAUAUAGGAUUUCUUAAUCUGCUGUAGGACAAUUAACGGGAAGUGUAGGGCACAAAAUAAACUGUGGGAUCAAUAAGGGAAACCUAUUGAUUCUAAUAGUGGUUACAAAGUGUAGAUGGAAAGAGUGGGUUGAAAGAACGAACACCUGAAAUAUGUUUGAAAGAAUAAAGUAUAAUUUUACAUUAGGCAUUCAGUGGCCAGCACAACAUUUAUUAGAGCAUUCCAGUACUCCAGCAAUACCUCUGCCAGGUAACUUUCCAUCCAAUGCAGCAAUAUGCCAUUCAUAUUCAGUGGGAUUUAGAAGUGAUUCUUUGUCCACUAAACUCACAAAGAUCACUGUGUUGGUUAUGUUGUAAAAGUGGAGCAGUAACCAUGGAAACCAAUGGAAUGUUCCUUUCGAUUGCUCACACACUUUCAUUUGCCCCUACCCAUUGUGCACAACCAUUUAAGCCAAGUAUACCAUGCAAAGAUCAAAGAAAUAUAUAGUAUAAGUUUAUUUGUUUUAUGUUAGCUUUUCCAUUUUGUUAUGUUAUUUUGGGUCAUCUCACUGUUGCGAAAGAUUGUUAAACAAAAGAAAUGUAAAUGUUUGUUCCAAACACACUCAAACUACACAACACCAAAGACAGAUCAUAUAAAGCCAAAAAAAUAGCUUUGUACCCCAGCACAAACUUGGAAAUCGUACAGAAAAAGCACAUUUAAAAUGUUGCAUUGUACCGUUUGUGAGCGCUUAGAGAAUGGGAGAGACACACAAACCACAAAAACAAAACAACAAAAAACAAAAAAACUUCCCUUAAGGGGAUAAUAUAGCAUGUAGUUUUCACAAAACGCACAUCUUAUUAGUUUGUUUCAGAAUCUUUGUUUAUGAGCCACACUCUCUGAACCACUACCUGAGUAAGGAGAUGUAAAAUAGUACAGCAUUGUCAGUAAUAUCAUUGGCCCAGGAUUUAGAGAUUAAAGAGGUGUAUUGAACCAUUGACUGAUCCUAAGUGUCUAUUCAACAGCAAGUUUAAUCCAAAGAAGCUGAAUUUCUUAUUUUUGUUUUCUUUCCUCCACCUCUGCCUUCUUAGAUGAUAUUAUUAAAAGUCUAUUGUUAUCUCACAACUUGUUAUUUUGAAGACUGACCUUCAUAAUGUGUGUAAUUGAGAAUGUCCCUAACCAUGUUUGGGAAAACUUGUACUGAGGAACAAUGGUGUGGCUGAGACUCAUUGAAUUGAACGAAUAUCUCUGCUCCAAAUAAUGCACUAAGGUACUUUGUUAUUACAGCUGAUGUGACCUAUUUAAGUUUACAGCAGCAUGAGUGCUAGUGAAUAGCCAUCAUUACACUAUUAUCUGGACAGCAAAUACCAGAUAGACCUGUAAUCAAUUGUUCUUACUUAUUUAUUAUUCAUUAUCACUGGCCGUGUGUGCAUAGGAGAGGGCAAAGUUAUAAAAUCUAGCUUAUUAUAAAUCACUUUAUUACCUUUUGCUAGCAUUAACCUGUUGCAUACGGAACAUAAGGUGAUUCAGCGUGGAUAUGUGUGCAUAUUACUGUCUAAACUGCUUAACUUCUCAAAGCCAAAUUAGCAUGUUUGUGUUAUUAAAAACCAUCCAGUGGCACAUACAGACCAAACUACCUCUUGUAUCCUUCAUACCACACAACUUAAACCUCAGCUACGUCCGACAUUAAACCUAGAGAUUGUAUUGAUAACCACUAAAGAGAUUUCCAAACAGGUGGCUUGCUGGUGUAUAUUGUUUAUGAGUUAACAAAAGUGGAGCCAUAUUAAUAUGGUAUUGGGAGAUGGAGAGAUCCUGCCAAGAAUUGGAGGAGUAAGGAUUUGAAUCAUAUACAUGGUUGUUCACUAAAAUGAGAAUUCAAGGUGGAUUUCAAAUUUAGAGGACCAUGAAGGUCACCCUAUGUAGUGGUCUGGGUGCAGUGGUCCUGUCAUUUUAACCCUGCAAUAUUUACAUUGCAGUGUGGCUGCCAUCUUCAGAGACACAGUGGCUGCUGCAGCAGAGGGUGGAGGCACUUGAAACACAGUAAGUAAUCUUAACUUUAGUUAUUUAAUGCCUAAGGAGGGUGGAAAGAAGGGAACCUAUAGGUCUGAAAAAAAAAUAUCACGACUAUAGUUUCCCUUUAAGUCCAAAAUAACCAAAUUGAACAAAUCAUCUGACCACUUGCUUACAGAUCUGUUACUUUGUCUUAAAAUUUGAAAUUCACUUGGAAUUCUCACGUUAGUGAAUAGCCCUGAUCAUUUCUGCCGUCAAGAGAAAGCACAUGGCUGAAACAUGACACAUUUUAGACUAUAUGUAAGAAAGGGCAUUGAUGCAAAAAAGCGAAAGAUAUUUUUGUGUUAUCUUCAAAUUGCAGUUUAUUAAAUCCUGUGUUGCAUACAUUUCCAGUUUAAAUGACUUUUAAUGAUCCAUGUAAUGCAUGUACUCUUCUGUUCUUGGCUAAAAUACUUUAACCAGGAUUUGUGCUGCCCUUAAAAAGUGAAAAGAUUGUUUUAAGAACAAAUGCUGAGGAGGCUUCUCAAACAUAGUGACAACUCACCCCCUUGGAUUUAUGCUGAGUAGUUGAGAUAGUAAUGUCGGAUUGCUUAGAUCUUAACAGUUUGAGUAUGCAGAGUGCAAAAUUAAAACCUGUGUUUUUUUUUUGUUUUUUUGAUGACUCCGCUGACUCUCUCAGCCAAUGAAUGACCGUAAAGAUCGACAUCCAGCUUCUGCUGCUCUGAAACCAAAUCUACCGUUAAGACACCCAGGCAAGAGGCAAAAGUUGCAAAAUGGUUUGUGCUCUUAUCUAGAGGACAUCACCAGGGUCCAACUAGCAUCAUAACCACUUCAGCAGGCUGUAGUGGUUAUGAUGCUUUGGGUUAUCCCGUUAAUCUUCUGUUUGGUUCAGGAAAAAUUACAUUUCCUUUACACAUUUAAUCAUAAUUUCUAUGCCUGUCUGGUCACAAGAUGUCUUAUAAUACAGCCCUCUUAAUAAACAAAUUGGAACUUCUGUGACAGAUAAAGCUUUAUCAGAGUAUUGGUUAUACCAUACUAGUGUCUGUGUGUCUUGCAGCAGGGAGACAGAAAGGAUGGUUUACCUUUUUGUUCCGAUAAGUGGUUUAAGUCAAGCCAUGAAAUCUAUCAGUGUAUUUAUGAUGUGCUGUCGUAUUAACUCACACCUGCCUCCCUUUAUGCUAAAAGUGAAAUGUUUGCCAAAAAAAGCUUGUGUGCAACAAUGAGAUGAGGUUAAUGGAAUGAAAUAGUCAAACAUGCUACCAUCAUCUUUCAGGUAGCCUUACUGGACCAAAUCGUAGAUGUUCAUUGAAACAAAAUAUUUGUCACUGUGCAGAGCUCUACUGUGUAUAUUUACCAUUUAAAAUGUUUACUUGGCAAUAAUUAAAUAUCUAGUUUAUUUAUGAGUGAGAUGCACCAAUGUCCAAAAUGCAUCUUUUUGUUUGUUUGUUUAAUAAAUAUGGUAUUGUAA